GUUUUCCGCGGCGGCAUCAGCCGGCAAUUCGCAUUCGACCGACGUCUUGGUUUAAAGAGUCUCGGGGACAAGACUUUUUUGAUGAUGACUUGACUUCUGCCGACUGGAGUGAGCCGCGGCCUCAGGCAGCACAAACGAAGAAAGUUACACAGAAGCAUAAAGUUACGAGGAUAAUUAAAGGAAGAGCAAGAAGAAUAAAAAGAAGAGGAAAUCGAUUUUUAAUUGGCGGCGAACGAGAGCGAGAGAUACAUAAGAGAAGAGAGGAUCGAUCAAUAAUUUCGAAUCGAGCCAUCGCGAGUGACACACGAUAGGAUACGUAUAUUUCAUCCUACCGAUCUGUUUUCUCCUCUCGGUUUUCGUUUUUCGCCUGUUUCUCUCUCCGACUAUUCUUUUUUUUUUUUUUUUCGUUGUUGAGUGCCAAGUGACGUUCGUCGUAUCUCGAGCAAAAAGAAGAAACAUUUCUCUCUUUCUUUCUCUCUUGUGACCGACACGUUACGAGAAAAAUCCGACCGACCAUAAUCGAUCCGAACGACUUGGAUUAAAUCGAUUGGUCCAAGAUGAAGCGACAAACGUCUCAGCAGCAGCAGCAACAGCAGCAGCAACAACAACAGACGAUCAUGCAACAGCAACAGCAACAGCAGUAUAUACAACAGAGGACCGAGAGACAGGUCACUCGGCAGCAGAUCACCAGUCAGCAGAGAGUUCAAGGGGAGAUUGUGAUGCAGACGACGCCCACGGUACCAACAUUUUCCGGCAGGCCCGGCGAUCCAUCGCCGCCGGUUUUCGAACAGAUCUUCAAGAACGCCAGAUUCGCGCAGGGUGGAAAUGCGAUUUUCGAGGGUCGCGUCCGAGGGAAUCCGAAACCCACCGUCACCUGGACGCACAAGGGUGCACCGUUGUUGGAAUCAUGGAAAAUUCGAAUGUCUUACGACGAGAAGACCGGAGCGGUCACGCUUCAAAUUAAUCAGAUCGGCCCCGGAGACGAGGGUGAAUACACGUGCAGUGCUAAAAAUCAAUACGGCGAAGCAAUCUGCUCCGUUUACAUUCAGCCAGAAGGAUUUGGACCACCUCCGCAACAGGGUUACAGGAAGGAAUAUUCGCAGUCCUUCCAGUCGACGGAACAAAAGACUCAAACAGGAACACAAAGCUUCCAACAACGUAGUUAUCAACAAACGAUCGAUAAACGAAGCUACGUCAAUGGAACCUCCACCAGCAUCGAAGAUUUCAAGGUGGACACGUUUGAAUACAGGCUGCUGCGGGAAACAGAGUUUCGAGAGUCGAUUACUCGCCGUUUCGUGGGCGAGUCCGACGUGCAGAUUUCGACGGUGGUAGAUCGUAGCUUGGGACCGGUUGCACCUCCGCAGAUCACGCAGAAGCCGAGAAACUCGAAGCUCGUCGAGGGAUCCGACGCCGUUUUCACUGCGAAAAUCUCCGGCAAUCCGAAACCAAGAUUAACUUGGUUCAAAAACGGACAGAGGAUCCGCGAGUCGCAACGCGUGGAGAUGAGCCAUUCGAAUCAACAGGCCACCUUGAGGAUCAGAGUCGCCCUGCCAGAGGAUAGCGGCCACUACACCUUGCUCUCGGAAAAUCCUCAGGGUUGCACCGUUAGCUCCGCGUAUCUGGCGAUCGAGUCCAGCGAUCAAGUAGAUCAGGCCUAUCAAGCACCACGGGAAACGAUCAAGGCGCAGCAGGUCGAAACGACUGGCGAGUCAGACUCUGGGAAAGUUCUGCCGCCGAAUUUCGUUCGCACCUGCACCGAUCGCGAUGCCACCGAAGGGAAAAUGACCAGGUUUGAUUGUCGCGUGACCGGCCGCCCGUAUCCCGAAGUGACAUGGUACAUAAACGGCCAACAAGUGGCCAACGAUCUGACCCACAAGAUCCUCGUGAACGAGUCUGGUAAUAACUCGCUGAUGAUCACGAACGUAAGCCGCGCGGAUGCCGGCGUGGUGACCUGCGUCGCUAGGAACAAGGCUGGCGAAACCUCGUUCCAGUGUAAUUUGAACGUGAUCGAGAAGGAGCAAGUUGUCGCGCCGAAAUUCGUGGAACGAUUCACAACGACGAAUGUAAAAGAGGGAGAACCGGUUGUUUUCAUGGCACGUGCGGUCGGCACUCCUGUACCGCGCAUCACCUGGCAGAAGGAUGGAGUGCCAAUAACACCUGGACCGGAUGUGCGUAUUUCAACGGACGGUAGCGGAUCGUCAACUUUGGAUAUAUCCUACGCGAAAUUGUCAGAUGCAGCUUGGUACCAGUGCACGGCGCAGAAUGUUGCCGGCUCUACCGCCACCCGAGCACGGCUCUUCGUGGAAACACCGAAAGGAACAGCCCCCGAACCAAGACGCCUGAAUUUACCCCGACCGACGAAAGUCAUCGAACCAGAACCAGCGCCUGGCCCCGAAGUGAUUUAUUUGAGACACGUGGAACGUGCCAAGCCAUAUUUGCCUCCGCCUGAGGAAGAUAGAGUUUAUCCACCACCACGUUUCAUCAUACCAUUGAAGGACGUCCAUCAGAUCGAGGGUGGACGAAUUCACUUCGAGGCCAGAAUCGAACCGGUGGGCGAUCCCACCAUGAGGGUAGAGUGGUACGUCAACGGAAGAGCUCUCGAUGCGAGUUCCCGGGCGACUUCUAUCUUCCGAUUCGGCUUCAUCUCUCUCGACCUGAUCAGCAUCGUUCUGCAAGACAGCGGCGAGUAUUUAUGCCGCGUCGUAAGUUCCACCGGAGUCGCCGAAUCUCGAGCUACCCUCAGCGUGACACCACGCGCCACAAUCGAACAGGCAAGCCAACACCCCGACAGCCUUCAAUAUAUCCAACAGCUCGAGGAUUACAGCAAGUAUCAAAGACAGGAGAGUGUGGAGGAGAUCUCUCCACAGCGGCCGGCCUUCAUCCGACCACUCCAGGAUCUAGGAGAAUUACAGGAAGGUCGUAACGCUCAUUUUGAAGCGCAACUGACCCCUGUAAGUGAUCCAACGAUGAAAGUGGAGUGGUACAAGGAUGGCAGGCCAAUCACAGCUAGCUCAAGGAUCACAACCAUCUUCAACUUCGGGUACGUCUCGCUCAAUAUAUUGCACCUACGAGCUGAAGAUGCGGGUUCCUACACUGUCAGAGCUGUGAACCGCUUGGGAGAGGCCGUCAGCUCCGCAUCUCUUCGUGUCUUGGCACGCACAAGCGUUACCUCCGAUCUAGGAAUCCCCGAGCAACAGAGAUAUAUCGAGGCUGCCGAGGAAUUGGAAGCCUAUCAACAGGCUAUGCACCAGAAGUACGUACAGGAGCAGCCUGAAUCGACUAGCCCACCGGAAUUCAAAUCUCCCAUCAAGGAUCAGAACAGCAUACGAGAAGGCGGAUUUGCUCAUUUCGAAGCACGCCUAGAGCCAGUUGGCGACUCUAGCCUGCGGGUCGAAUGGCUCAAGGACGGACGCCCUGUAGAAGCAAGUUCACGGAUCACGACGUUCUUCAACUUCGGUUACGUGGCACUGACCAUCAAAUACGUAACGAUCCACGACGUUGGCAUAUACACCUGUCGCGCUUACAAUCGCGUCGGCGAGGCACACACGACUGCUCAACUGAGCGUGAUCAGCAAGAACGAUGUCAUUUACGACAGCCAACAUCCUACCGGGCUGCAGAAGAUUCAAACUCUGGAAGACUCGAGCAGAUAUUCGCGACAGGUCCAGGAGGAGACUCAGGUGACUCAAGCGCCACGAUUUUUGGGCAAUCUGAAGGGUACCAACAAGAUCGUCGAGGGCCAACGUGCUCAUUUCGAGGCUCGUGUCGAACCUCAAAGUGACUUGACCAUGAGAAUUGAGUGGUACCACAAUGGGAAACCCAUCACUGCUGCGAACAGAAUUCAAACCUACCACGACUUUGGAUACGUGGCUAUAGAUAUUCUUCAGGUCAGACCCGAGGACGCUGGCACUUACACCGUCGUCGCUAGAAACGCUCUUGGUGAAGCUAAACUCUCCGCCACCAUGAUUGUCGAAACACGUUCGAGCGUGGAUACAAGCAGCAUGCAUCGCGUCUCCUACGAGAAAACACAACGCCUCGAGGAGUCGAAAUUCGUCGAGCCGCAAUACCACAUCGAGGAAAUAUCGAAAUCGAAGCCGAUAUUCGUUCAACCGUUGAGCGACCCUAAGCCAGUGAGCGAGGGCAAGAACAUCCACUUGGAAUGCCGUUUGGAGCCCAUGGGCGACCCAACGAUGAGAGUCGAAUGGUUCCAAAAUGGCCGUCCGGUUACCGUUGGCUCCAGAUUCAGAACCUACUACGACUUUGGUUUCGUCGCGUUGGACAUCGUACACUCGACCGUCCUCGACUCUGGCGAAUAUACUGUCAGGGCCACCAAUCAUCUUGGCACCGCUCACACCUCAGCCUGUGUCAGAGUAAUUGGGAAGUCCGACGUCGUUACCGAAACACAGCACGAGCAGUCGCUCGAACAGAUUCAAAUGCUCGAAGAUUCUGCAAGAUACCGCAGGACACAACAAGAAGAAGUGACAGUAAUGCAACCACCGCAAUUCACUCGCCCUUUGCACAACAUCGAGACGGUAGAACUGACCAACGUUCACCUCGAGUGUCGCCUUCAGCCAGUCGGCGACGCCACCAUGAAGGUGGACUGGUUCGUCAAUGGGAGACCAGUGAAAACUGGCCACAGAUUCAGGCCAUCUUACGAAUUCGACUACGUGGCCCUCGAUAUCUUGGGCGUUUAUCCAGACGAUUCAGGCGUGUACACGUGCCAGGCGAGAAAUCAAUUGGGAGAGGCCGUCACUUCCUGUUCAGUGAGAGUACACGCGAAGAAAGACUUGCUGCUGGAGUCACAGCAUCCUGAAGGCUUGGAAAGGAUACAAUACCUGGAGGAUGCUUCCAGAUACAAGAGGCAGGAACUAGUCGACGAAGUGGUCAACGUCAAGCCGAGGUUUAUCACUGCGCCGAAAAAUCAGGAGAAUCUUUGCGAAGGGCAAUACGCUCACUUUGAGUGCAAAUUGGAACCAGUGACCGACUCGAAUUUGAAGGUUGAAUGGUACAAGAACGGUCGUCCGGUUACAAUAGGACACCGAUUCCGUCCAAUCCACGACUUUGGCUACGUUGCACUGGAUGUAAUCGACCUAAUCGCCGAGGACUCAGGCACCUACACCUGUCGCGCUGUCAAUCUCGUUGGCAGCGACGAAGUAUCUUGCACUCUCACCUGUCGAUCAACUGCACAAGUCCUGACGGACACUCGGAACGAGACUGGUCUCGAACAAAUUCACUAUCUCGAGGAUAGAUCCAGAUACCAACGACGAGAAGAUGUCGAGGAGACAACCACUCAGGCACCAAUCUUCACCACCUCUUUGAACAACGUUGAGAUCAAAGAAGGCCAAAGGGCGCACUUCGAGUGCAGAUUGAUACCCGUGUCCGAUGCAACGAUGAAAGUCGAAUGGUUCCACAAUAACAAACCUGUCAAGGCUGGCUCCAGAUUUGUAGAGACCAACAGCUUUGGUUUCGUGGCUUUGGAUAUUAUGUACGCCUAUCCUGAAGAUUCUGGCACUUACACCUGCCGAGCGAAGAACAUCAUCGGAGAGGCGAUUACAUCCGCAACUGCUGUCGUUCACUCGAAAAAAUCAAUUUACACGGAAAGUCAGAAUGAAGAGACACUCCAACGUCUUCAAUACUUGGAGGAUACGUCGCGAUAUCAGCGAAAAACUACGACAGAGGAAAUCGUCACUCAAGCACCAGUGUUCACGAUGCCAAUCAAAGAUCUGAGAGUCGCUGAAAAUCAAGCGGCUCAUUUCGAAGCACGCGUGAUUCCUGUCGGCGAUUCCAAACUGAAGGUCGAAUGGCUGCGGAAUGGAGUCCCGAUCGCAGCUUCCAAUCGCGUUACAACGAUGCACGAUUUCGGAUACGUCGCUCUGAACAUGAAGUACGUGAACCCUGAAGACGCAGGUACCUACACCUGUCGUGCAAGAAACGAUCUCGGAGAGGCUGUAACAUCAGCGACACUCUUCGUCCAGUCCAAGGCGGCCCUGCAAUUCGAGUCGCAGCACGAGAGCGCGUUGUCGAAGAUCCAAAUACUGGAGGACACGAGCAGGUAUCAACGGCAGGAAGAGGAGGAGAUCGUGGUAAAGGAGAAACCGUCGUUCACGGUCCAACUGAACGGUCCUACCAGCUUAGUCGAGGGGCAAAGCGCACACUAUGAGUGCCGUAUCGAGCCCUAUCCCGAUUCGAGUAUGAAGGUGGAAUGGUUCCACAAUGGGAAACCAUUGUCCACCGGUCACAGGUACAGAACGACCUGCGACUUUGGAUUCGCUGCGUUGGACGUGCUCACGGUAUAUGCCGAGGAUUCUGGCACUUAUACCUGCCAGGCCACCAAUAGACUGGGAUCGGCGAAGAGCUCGAUUAAUCUCGACGUGAAAUCUCGCGCGUCGAUUAUACGCGAAACUCAACACGAAAGUGCCCUGAAGAAGAUACAGUAUCUCGAGGACGACUCGCGUUACAAACGUACGGACCAGGAGGAUUUGAUCAUCGCCGAGAAACCGAAAUUCGGCCGCCCAUUGAAGAAUAUUGAGCAUCUGCCUGAAGGCAAGAGCGCUCAUCUCGAAGCGACUUUAACGCCUGUUAACGAUCCGACUAUGGUCGUCGAGUGGUACAGAGAUGGUAGACCGAUCCCUCAAGGCCACAAGUUCAAGACCACUUACGACUUUGGCUACGUCGCUCUGGAUAUCCUGUACGCCUAUCCGGAAGACUCUGGAACCUACAUGUGCAAGGCGAGGAACGCUGUUGGUGAAGCUGUUACCACUUGCGUCAUCAGCGUUGACUCGAAACAAGGCCUCUACUUGGACACGUUGGACGCUCAGCGUUUGCAAAAGAUUCGCGAAUUGGAGACCGUAGAAGUGAAGCAAGAGGUCGAAAAGGAGGUUGUACACGAGAAACCCGUUUUCUUGACGCCACUGAACAACCUGGAUCUAAAAGAGGGCGAACACGCUCACUUGGAAUGCCGCGUCGAGCCCAUCAACGAUCCAAAUCUAAAGAUAGAAUGGUUCGUAAAUGGAGUUGCUGUAAGAACAGGACACCGCUUCCGCAAGACACACGACUUCGGUUACGUGGCUCUUGAUAUUCUUUAUACGUACCCUGAAGAUUCUGGUACCUAUAUGUGCAAAGCCACCAACUUGGCUGGCGAGGCUGUCAACACGUGCACCAUCAGAGUUGGCUCUCGUCGCAGUAUUCUCCUAGACACUCAACAUCCAGAUGGUCUCGAGAAGAUUCGUGAACUCGAGGCCCAAGGUCGUCCAGCCCGUUUAGAAGUAGAAGAACCACCAGUGACACCACCGAGAUUCAUCACUGAACUUAGGGGUACCACGGAGGUUUACGAAGGACAAACAGCCCACUUCGAGUGCCAAGUUGAGCCGCUUCACGACGCCAACUUGAGGAUUGAAUUCUUCCACAAUGGCAAGCCGCUUCCAUCGGCUUCCAGGUUCCACGUGACGUUCGACUUUGGAUAUGUGGCUCUUGAUAUUGGCCAUGCUGUUCCUGAAGACGCAGGAGAAUAUUCUGUACGAGCUAUCAACGCUCUUGGACAAUGCGUGUCCUCGAUCGAACUGAGGGUUAUUCCAAGGGACAACAUUAUCCUGGACUCGCAACGUCCUGAAGGACUGGACAAGAUUCGUGAACUGGAAGCUCAACAACCUUGGAAGAGACCAGACGUGCCGGAACCACAAACUAGACAGAGACCGGUGUUCACUCAACCGUUGCAAAAUAUCGAUGCCAUUCCCGAAGGACACACCGCUCACUUCGAGUGCAGGCUGAUCCCUGUAGGAGAUCCUACGUUGAAGGUCGAAUGGUUCAGAAAUGAAAUCCCGCUCGAGACGAGUUCACGAAUCACUAAAGUCCACGAUUUCGGCUACGUCUCAUUGGACAUCAACCACGUGAGAGAAGAAGACGAAGGUGUCUACAUGUGCCGUGCUUCCAAUCCACUCGGUGAAGCAGUUACUACUGCUUCCAUGAAGAUCAGAAGCAAAGCAAACAUUCAGUUAGAAACCCAACAUCCUGAAGCGCAACGUAAGAUCGCCCAACUUGAAGCCGAUAAACCAGGACGUCCUGAAGAACCGGAAAAAGUAUUCGAUAAACCUAUCUUCACGCAAUUGUUGACUGGACCCACGGAACUUUGGGAAGGUCAGAUGGCUAGAUACGAAUGCAGAGUCGUUCCAGUUGGCGAUGCCAGUUUGAGAUUCGAGUGGUACAUUAAUGGAGUCGAACUGAAGAUGGGAUCUCGGUUCCACGUGAGCCACGAUUUCGGCUACGUGACCCUAGACAUCUUGAAAGUGAUCUCAGAAGAUUCCGGCGUCUACACCUGCAAAGCGAUUAACAAAUCUGGCGAGGCAGUAUCCUCGAUUUCCCUCAAGGUGAAAGCGCGCUCGGCCAUCGAUGCCGAUAGUUUGCAACCGGAUGCCUGGCAGAAGAUCCAACUGAAGGAGGCAGAGAUGAACAAAGUGCCUGAAAUGUUCGUCGACACGACGCCUCAGCAGGCUCCGGUCUUCACCAAACACCUUGAAAGUUACGACAAGCUCGUGGAAGGGCAGCACGUGUACCUGGAAGCUCAGGUAGAGCCAAGAGCUGAUCCGAAUCUUCGCGUCGAAUGGUUCAAGAACGGUGUGGCUCUUCAAACUGGAACCAGGCUUCGCAGUACCUUCGACUUUGGCCUAGUUUCGCUAUCCAUCAAUGGCUUAAGACCCGACGACUCCGCCAUUUACACCUGCAAGGCCACCAAUCUGCACGGCGAGGCUGUGUCCACUUGCACCUUGAAAAUCGUCGAUCGUCACUGGUUACUGGGCGACACCCUUCACCCUGACGCUCUUCCGAAGAUCGACGCCUUGGAACAACCACACGUGACAGCGGCAGAGCAACCAGAGCCGACGUACGAAGAACCAGUGUUCAUCACACACUUGAACAACGUCGAGUGCGUGGAGGGCGACAACGUACACUUCGAGUGCAACGUUGAGCCGUCCAAGGAUCCGACGAUGAGGAUCGAGUGGUUCAUCAAUGGGAAACCGCUUCCAACUGGGGCGAGAUUCAAGUCGACUUACGACUUUGGUUACGUAGCUUUGGACAUUAAUCACGCUUACGAGGAGGACUCGGGACUGGUGAUCGUGAAGGCUACCAAUUCGAAAGGGUCGGCGCAGACAUCCGGAACGCUCAAGUGCACCAGCAAACAGAAUAUCUACCUGCAGACGCAGCAUCCUCAGGGAGAAGCUGGCCUGGAGAAGGUGAGAGAAGCUGAGGACGCGUAUCUGUCGAAGUACAGGAGACCGGAAGCUGGACCGGAUCAGGAAUAUCCGAAGCCGAUCUGGACGGUGCCGUUGCAGCCAGAGUUUAGAUUAGGCGAGUCCGAGCCCCUUCAUUUGGAGGGGCAGGUAGAGCCCAAGGACGAUCCGAACUUGAAGAUCGAGUGGUACUUUAACGGGAAAGCUCUGGAGCACGGGUCCAGGUUCAAGAUGACCAGCGACUUUGGAUUUGUCACGUUAGACCUGACUGACGUCUACGAUCGUGACUCUGGAAUCUAUACCUGCAAAGCGUACAACAAAGCUGGCGAGGCGUUCACCUCGACGACCAUCUACUGCUCGACCAAGGAGAACAUCAUCGAGAGGUCGCAACAUCCGAAAGGCAAGGAAGGGUUAGAAGCGAUCCAGGAUCUCGAAGAGUCGUUGAAACGGCAAGAAGGAGCACCGCCGGAGAGCGAGGAAGGCCAUCCGCCAGUGUUCACGUCACAAUUCGAGAACCUGACGAACCUGUCCGAAGGAGAAAUCGCUCACUUCGAGGCAUCGCUCACGCCGACUGGCGACCAAACGAUGGUCGUCGAAUGGUUCUACAACGGCAAAGUGUUGGAAGCGAGCCAUCGCAUUAGAACGGUCUACGCUUUCGGGAUGGUGGUUCUCGAGGUGCUUGGAACGAAGAUAGAGGACUCUGGCACCUAUUCCUGCCGGGCUACCAACAAGUGGGGCCAAGCGGAGAUCAGCGUGGAGCUGGAAUGCGUGGACAAAUCCAAAGGGCAGAAGCCGAAAUUCACGACUCACAUUCAGUCGUUGGAGGGCCUGAAGGACGGCCAGUCCGCUCACUUCGAGUGCACGCUGAUCCCAGUCGGUGAUCCUCACAUGAAAGUGGAAUGGUUCCACAAUGGCCAGCCGCUGAGGCACUCGUCCAGAUUCAAGAUGGUGUCCGACUUUGGAUUCGUCGUGAUGGACAUCGCUGGCGUGAUGGCACACGACACCGGGGAAUACGUGUGCAAGGCUAGCAACAAAUACGGCGAAGAUUACACGAAAGCAACUCUGAAGUGCUUCGGGAAGAGCGGUGUGUACCUCGAUUCGUUGCAACCGGACUCUCUCGCCAGGAUCAGGGAAUUGGAGAGUUACGGCGGUGAACAACCUACGACGCCGACGACACCAGUCGCAGAGCCACCUAAGUUCAUCACGCAGAUAUCUGACAUUACGAAACUGGUCGAGGGACAGUCGGCUCAUUUCGAGGCUAGACUCACGCCAGUGAACGAUCCAGACUUGAAGGUCGAAUGGUAUUACAACGGAAAGAAAUUGCCCCACGGGCACAGGUACAGAACCUUCCACGAUUUUGGCAUCGUUAUUCUGGACAUCUUGUACUGUUACGAGGAGAAUUCCGGUGUCUACGAGUGCCGAGCUUUCAACAAGUACGGAGAGGACACGACUAAGGCGACGUUGAAGUGUUACUCGAAGUCGAGUCUUAUUUUGGAGUCGCAGCUUCCUAAGGGGAUGGAAGGUGGACUGGAGAAGAUUCAGACGCUGGAGGACUCGAUGAUUCGCACUAAGGAUGAGAAGGUUGUGGAGGAACGAGGAAAGGCGCCAGUGUUCACCGUGCCUUUGAGCAACAUCGACGGCCUCCGCGAGGGCGAGAGCGCGCACUUUGAAGCUAGACUUACUCCCACUGACGAUCCAAAAUUAAAGGUCGAAUGGUUCUGGAAUGGGAAACCACUGCGAACCGGUACUCGUUUCCGCACUUUCUGCGACUUCGGCUUCGUGAUACUCGAAAUCUCGCCGAUCUAUCCGGAAGACUCCGGCGAGUACAGCUGCCGGGCGACGAACGACUACGGCGAGGCUGUGACCACGUGCACGAUGAAGUGCACUGGCAAACGAAGCAUCAUCCUCGAGUCUCAGCUGCCGAAAGGAAUGGAAGGCACCAUUGACAAGAUCGCCGAGUUGGAAGGCCUUGGAAACGAGCGUGGCCAAGCGAUACCAGACGACGACACCGGGAAACCACCGGAAUUCGUCACAACGCCGUCUGAUCUGACCCUAACCGAGAAUUCCUUGGCGCACUUCGAGUGCAGGUUGACACCGAUCAACGACUCCAGCAUGAGAGUAGAGUGGUUCCACAACGGGAAGCCUCUGCUGGCCGGAAGCAGAAUCAAAACCAUCCACGACUUUGGAUUCGUUAUACUGGAAGUAGCCAACUGUUACCAACGAGACUCUGGCCUGUACACUUGCAAGGCAACGAAUCGCCACGGCGAGGCCACCGUCUCUUGCAAGCUGCAAGUUCGUGGACGUCAGGGGAUCAUCUUGGAGCCACAAUUGCCAACCAACUUCAAAACUGGCACGGAGAGCAUUCAGAAAUUGGAGGAGGCGUUGUACAAGAGGGACGAGAUAUUGACCGAGGAGGAGACGCCUAAUCCUCCCAAGUUCACCGUCGAGUUGAAGGACAUAGAAGUGGAGGAAGGAGAACCGAGUCACUUUGACUGCAGAGUGGAACCCGUGGGCGAUCCUACGAUGCGUAUCGACUGGUUCCAUAAUGGACGAUCGUUCGCGACUGGAUCUCGCGUACACCAGAUCAACGACUUUGGAUUCAUCUCGUUGGACAUGUCGUACACUUACGCUAGAGACAGCGGAGAAUACGUUUGCAGAGCUACCAACAAGUGGGGAUCUGCUACAACUAAGGCCACCAUAACGUGCAAAUCUAAGAAGACCAUAGAUUUCGACUCGCAACUGCCCUCGGGCAUGAGCGGCGAAAAAUUGAAAGAAUUGGAACGCGGCCCAGUGAGCGAGCCACCUGCUGAGGAGCCACCACGUCAACCACCAAGGUUCAUUACACAGAUCCAAUCAGCGACAGUCGACGAGUCCGAGCCAGUUAGGUUCGAAUGCCGCGUGGAACCAAAGGAUGAUCCAAAUCUACGUAUCGAGUGGUACAGAAAUGGAAAAUUGAUCCCAGCUGGACAUAGAUACAGAACAAUGUACGAUAUGGGAUUCGUGUCUAUGGACAUUUUGUACGUCUACCCUGAAGACUCGGGAGAAUACGUGUGCAAAGCGAUUAAUGAUCUUGGCGAGGAUACUACCCGGGCAUCGGUAUCAUGCAAAAAGUUGCCCAGCAUCAUCCUACAGAACCAAGUACCAAAGGGUAUGAAGAAGUCGGAAGCGUUGAUGCAGAUGGAAGCCACCAUCAAGAAGUACACAUCGGAGGUUCAUCUCACGGAGGACGACCUCUACGACGCUGAUAAGAAACAACCACCGCGUUUCGUUACCCAGAUCCAGGACCAAACCGAGCUGAUCGAGAUGAACAGCACGAAAUUCGAGUGUCAAUUGGCACCUGUCGGUGACCCGAACAUGAAAGUCGAGUGGUUCUUCAACGGUAAACCUCUGCCGCACAAGAACAGAUUCACCCCGAUUUACGAUUUCGGUUACGUGGCGAUGAACUUUGGAUGGGUGUACCCUGAAGACAGCGGCGAAUAUCUAUGCAGAGCGACGAAUCUUUAUGGAAUGGACGAGACACGGGCGGUGAUUCGAACGGCUGGCAAGCCUGGAAUUAUUUACGAGUCGCAGCUACCGAAGGGCAUGAAGAGUAUCGAGAAGAUCAGAGAAAUGGAAGCUGCGUGGCAAAUAGUGCCUGAGGAGGAAGGUGAGGAAGAGAAGGUGCGAGCACCUCCAACAUUUGUAAGCAAACCUGAGCCGGUAACCGUCGAAGAAGGUGAUUGGUCCAGGUUCUGCUGUCGCGUCACUGGUCACCCAAGACCACGUGUCAUGUGGAUCAUCAAUGGACAUACUGUGGUCAAUGGAUCACGCUAUAAACUAACGUACGACGGCAUGUAUCAUCUGGACAUCCCCAAGACGAGACAGUACGAUCACGGGAAAGUCGAAGUAAUCGCGAGAAGCUCGGUAGGUGAGGCACGCACCGAAACCACCCUAACGGUGAAACCAAGGAGCGACGAUUACCGCGGCGUACUGAAGAACUCGCCAAGACCUUGGUAUGAUUACGGGCUGACCCAAUACCAAACGGAGCGACAGAACACAGAGCUCGAGAAAGUGUUCGACGAGAGACACCACAACAUUGCCCAGGGCAUUGAAAUCGCCACGGAGCAUCUUGGACAGAAGGUUUUCAAGGAACCGGAGACAGACUGGCAGAGGUCUGUGAAGAGCAAGAAGAACGAGGACUAUUACAGCAAGCUGAUGAAUCUCGAGGAAGAACAGGUCCUCAAGGAGAGUAGGCUGAGGGAAGCUAGCCAUCAAUUUGCUAUUCCCGGUGAAAAGGUCGUUUCUCAUUCCGUUGCGAAAGGGAUGGCUCAACAGUAUGAGGAAAACUUGGAGGAAAAGAAGGAAGAGAAAGACCAGGAGACCACGCAGACAGCUACGAAAUUCGUGAGGAAGCCACACACGACGGAAGUGGACAUCGACGUGGAGCGAACGAAGGCCACAGGGAAGUAUCCUCCGGAACCGUCCGAGUCCAUGGUUCACGGACGUGAGGUGCACGUGGCCAAGCAGAAGCAAACGCAGAAAGAGGUGAAAGGAGACGUGGAGAUCACCAGGAAGAUAACCGCCACGGAGACCACUGAAGUGGAGCACAAAGCCAAGACUCAAGAGCGCGUCGUCCAAGGUCCGAUGAAACCGGCCAAGCCGCCGGUCUUCACGAAAAAAAUUCAACCCUGCAGAGCGUUCGAGCAAGAGCAAGCGCGGUUCGAGGUGGAAUUCGACGGCGAUCCAUUGCCGACCAUCAAGUGGUAUCGCGAAGAUUUCCCCAUUCAAAACUCACCGGACCUUCAGAUUUAUACGUUCAGCACGAAAUCGGUGCUGAUCGUUCGGCAAGUGUUCAUGGAGGAUUCUGGAGUGUUCUCUGUCAUCGCUGAGAAUCGCGCCGGAAAGGCGAAGUGCAGCGCGAACUUGGUGGUGGAGGAACGUAGACGACAACCUGGUCGAGGAGGAGUGGUACCACCUAGCUUCCUGUCAACCAUUCAGAACACCUCGGUCACCACCGGCCAACUUGCUAGAUUCGACGCCAAAGUGACUGGCACCAAACCGCUGGAUGUUUACUGGUUGAAGAAUGGCAAGAAGGUGACGGCGGACAUUCGUUACAAGACGCUCGAGGAAGACAACACCUACACUUUGUUGAUUUUGGAGACAGUGCCAGAAGAUUCGGGCAAGUACGAGUGCGUCGCGAUAAACAGCGCCGGAGAGGCACGUUGCGAUGCUGAAUGUACGGUUCGAGGACCUCAAUCGCCCGCCAAGACGGCGAAACCGACGACGCCAGGCGUCGAGAAGGCACCCACGGUUUUGGAGCCGUUAAGAGAUCAAACUAUCAGGGAGGGAACAUCCGUCGCCUUCGCGUGCAGAAUCACCGGGAAACCGGUGCCAACGGUACAAUGGAAGAAAGGCGACAAGGUCAUCAAGCCAUCUAAGUACUUCCAAAUGCAAAAGGAAGGCGACCUCUGUACCCUGAGGAUCUCCGAAGCUUUCCCCGAAGACGAGGGCGUUUACAAAUGCAUCGCCAAGAAUCCAGCCGGCGAUGUAACUACCUCAGCCAAUCUUAAAGUUCUUGCCCCCGACGCAGCUGACGUUCUCCCCAAAUUGACACCACUGAAAGAUCAAAUAGUCCUGGAAGGGCAACCGGCACAGUUCAAGACCCAAGUUACUCCAGCUAAACCAAAGCCAACGAUCCAAUGGUAUCGCGAAGGUGCCCUGAUCCCUCAGUCACCUGAUUUCCAGAUGAUUCACGAAAGUAAUAAUGCCGUGCUACUGAUAGCGACCACCUACGAAGAGGACACUGGCACCUUCACCUGCCGAGCUACCACGUCGGCCGGCACCGUCGAAACCUCCGCCAAGCUCAUCGUCAAAAAGAGGAAAGGGGCGUAUUACGAAGUGCCUGCGAAGACGGGACCAGGCGCGAAAACCGGCGUGAAACCAUCGACAGGUCUGGGCAAGGACAUUGUCCUUGAGCCGUUGACCACGGACGAGAAUGGAUUGCCGCUCGAGAUACCCUUGCAACCGGGGGACGAGUCGUUGCCUUGGAGAAAGGGGCGAGUUCAUCAUCGACCUCGACUCGGUGACGCGACGCCAUGGCGGAAAGCGAAACCGAAAUCUCGCGACACGUCCCUGGACAAAUUACAGGCGACGGAGUCGCUGGUGAAGCCUUGGACGGAGGAGGCUGUAGUGUUGAAGAAAACACCGCAGCUACCUCGAGAGACAACGAAAGAGAAACUGGAGGAAGUUGAACUGAAACCGGCGAGAAUCGAGAAGAGAGACAUUGGAAAGGUCAGUUUGGAAACUGUGGACUUGAAGCACGUUACGAAGAAGGAAGCAAGGAAAGGGUCGACGACCGAGGAGAAGGUUUCUCGACUGGACGAAACUACGGCAGAGACUUACGUGGAAGAAGAGGACUCCAGAUUCGUCAAAACCACGAGGAAAGUGGACGAGACCGCGAGGAAGAAGGAGGAGCCGAAACCUUGGACAGAAGAGAAGGUUGCGCUGAAGAAAGCGAAACCUGAUAGAAGAGAGAUCCCCAGGGAGACGAUAGAACCCGUGGAAUUGAAACCUUCGAGGAUUGUUAAGAAGGAAGUCGAGAAGGUUACUUUGGAGAAGGUGGAUCUGAAAUCGGUUCCUACGAGUUCCGUAAUCGAAACAGUCACGGAGGAAACUACUUCGAAGACUGAGUACGUUGAACAGGAAGACACGUCGAUGUUAGACGUGUCUAGAACCGAAGAGAUUAGAAAACUGAGAAGAGAGAAGAUCGAGGAGAAGGUGGAACAAGCGAAACCAUGGACGGAAGAGAAGAUCACGUUGAAAAAGUCAAAACCUAUAAGAAAGGAAGUCGAGAAAGAGACUGUAGAGACUGUGGAACUAAAACCAUCGAAGACAGAGAAGCUUCCGGUUCGAAAACCAAGUUUAGAGAAGGUGGACUUGAAACCUGUUCCUACGACCGUUACUGAAAGAGUCACGGAAGAAACUACUUCGAAGACUGAGUACGUUGAAGAGGAAGACACGUCGAUGUUAGACGUGUCUAGAACCGAAGAGAUUAGAAAACUGAGAAGAGAGAAGAUCGAGGAGAAGGUGGAACAAGCGAAACCAUGGACGGAAGAGAAGAUCACGUUGAAAAAGUCGAAACCUCUAAGGAAGGAAGUUGAGAAAGAGACUGUAGAGACUGUGGAACUGAAACCAUCGAAGACAGAGAAGCUUCCAGUGCGCAAACCAAGUUUGGAGAAGGUGGACUUGAAGCCUGUUCCGACGACAGUGACCGAGAAAGUCACCGAGAAAAUCACCGAGAAGACCGAAUACCUCGAACAGGAAGACACUUCUUUAUUAGACGUGUCGAAGACUGAAGAAGUGAAGAAAUUGAGGAAAGAAAAGAUAGAAGAGAAGCCAGAAGGACCGAAGCCUUGGACCGAAGAGAAGGUCACGUUGAAGAGAGCGAAACCUGUGAAGAAAGAGGUUGAGAAGGAAACGAUAGAAACAGUGGAGUUGAAACCAUCGAAGACUGUAAAAUCUGAGAUUCGAAAAGAGAGCCUGGAAACGGUGGAUCUUAAAUCUAUUGCGAAAGAAACUACGGAGAAAAUGGCGAAAGACGUGGUACAGAAAACUGACUACGUAGAACAAGAAGAUACAACGUUGCUCGAUGUUACCAAGGACACUCGAGUGAAGAAAACAAGGAAAGAGUCGGUUUCGGUAGAGAAGGUUGAACAACCUAAACCUUGGACCGAAGAGAAGGUAAUUUUGAAGAAGACCAAGGUUGAGCAAAAGGAAAUUCGUAGAGAAAGCCUCGAAGAAGUGACCCUGAAGCCGACUAAAACAGAGAAGAGGGAGAUUAGGAAAGAAACAUUGGAGAAAGUGGACUUGCAAAAGGUGACAGACAAGACCCAAUUCGUGGAGGAAGAAGAUACGAAGUUGCUGAAGUUAGACAAAGAAGAGAAGAUCGAAGAAGAGAAGAAAGAAAAGGUAGCAACUUGGAGAAGAGAAAGAAAACCGAAGGAAAAGGCGCCGUAUCAGGAAGAAGAGGAUAAAACGAUUUUGGACGUAAAGAAAGACGUCGAGGCUGAGGAGAAACCGAAGGAAGUGCCGGUUCCUUGGGCCAGAGGUAAAAAGAAACCUACGGAAGCGAUUCCGUACCACGAAGAAGAGGACACCGCUCUUCUUGACGUAGCAAAGACUGAGGAGACGACUGAAGAAAGACAGGCGAAAGAAGAAGUGCCGGUACCAUGGGUACGAGGGAAGAAGCGAAAGGAAGAGAAGCCAGAGAUUCCACAGGAUGUUCGACCUGAAGAGAAACCAGAGCAAGAAGAAGAAAAGGUCCCAUGGCUUCGAGACAAGAAGGUUCCACGAAAGAUACCGGAAAGGAAAGAAGAACAGGUUGAAGAUAUUCGAUCGGUUGUACUGAAGCCUGCCAGGCGUGAACGUGCACCGGAAGAAAAAGAGAAACCAGAAGAAGUGACUCUGAAGCCUGUCAAACGCAUUCCACGUGAAGAGGAAGAGAAGGAGGACGUGCAACUAAAACCCAUUCCGAAACGCAAACCCGAGGAAAAACCGAAGGAAGAGGUCAAAUUAAAGCCAUUCCAGAAAGCGAAACCAGAACAGGAGGAACGAGAGAAACCAGAACUGAGACCAUUUGAGAAACCGAAACCUAAAGCGCCAGAGGAGGAGAAGGUGCAGUUGAAACCGUUCGAACGAGAGAAACCGAAGGAAAAAGUGGCUGAAAAAGAGAAGAUUGUAGAAGAAACGGUAAUCAAGAAAGAAGAAGAGACUAUGGAGGACUUCAAGUCGGUAGCUUUGAAACCAGUUAAACGAGGCAAGAAACCUGAAGAACGAGAAGAUAAAGAAGAAGUCACGCUGAAACCGGUUAAACGUUUUCCAAAGGAAGAAGAAACUGCAGAAGAAAUUAAACUGAAGCCGGUGGAGAAACCGAAACCGGAGGAAAAGGUUGAAGAGAAGGAAGUGAAACCCCUGAAACCAGAAGUGACUCGAGCUCCUGAAAAAGAAAAGCCAACUGAAGAGGCGCCUGAAUUGCCAUGGCGACGAGUUAAAGACAAACCUGUUGAAGAGAAGGUUGUCGAAGAAAAGAAAGUUGAAGAAGAGGAGAAGGAAGUGUCUGAAGUUGGCUGGCGCAAGCCUCGAAAAGAAAAAAUUGAGAAGCAAAUAAAAGAUGUUGAAACUGAAGACUUCUCUGCGGUUGUAUUGAAACCUACGAGAAGGGAGAAGAAACCGGAAGAGAAGGUGGAGAUGGAGGAGGUGACAUUGAAACCGAUUCAGAAAAUGCCCAAAGAGAAAGAAACACCUGAAGAAGUAACGCUAAAACCAGUGGAAAAACCUAAAACAGUGGAGAAUGGUGAAAUUUUAGAAGAGACAACUGGAACGCCAUGGCGACGUGGUAAGAAACCACUUAAGAAAAUAACACCAGAGGAGAUUAAACCAGAAGAAACUGCCAAACCUGAGGAAGAAAAAGAAGAAGAAACCAUAAAACGAACUGAAGGAGAGCUGGUCUUCAGACGAAAAGAGAAAGAGAAACCCAAAGAGGAAGAAAAACCAGAAGUCAAAUGGAAACCUGGCAAACGUCUUCCUAAGGAAGAAGAAGAAAAAGAAGAAGUAAAGUUGAAGCCAAUUAAGAAAGAAAAGCCAGAGGAAGAGCAACAGGAAAUCAAACUGAAACCUGUCAAACGUCUUCCUAAGGAAGAAGACGAAAAACCAGAAGAGGUAACAUUGAAACCUGCCAAACAACUUCCUAAGGAAGAAGAAGAGAAAGAAGAGGUAAAAUUGAAACCAAUUAAAAAAGAAAAACCAGAAGAAGAAAAACCAGAAGAAAUCAAAUUGAAACCUGUCAAACGUCUUCCUAAGGAAGAAGAAGAAAAACCCGAAGAAGUAACGCUAAAACCUGUUAAACUUCUUCCUAAGGAAGAGAAAGAAAAGGAAGAAGUAAAAUUGAAACCAAUUAAGAAAGAAAAACCGGAAGAAGAGAAGCCAGAAGUUAAAUUAAAACCAGUCAAGCGUUUGGAGAAACCAGAAGAGGAAAAGCCUGAAGAAGUAACGCUGAAACCUGUCAAACGUCUUCCUAAGGAAGAAGAAGAAAAGGAAGAGGUAAAAUUGAAACCAAUUAAGAAAGAAAAACCGGAAGAAGAGAAGCCAGAAGUUACGCUAAAACCUGUCAAACGUCUUCCAAAGGAAGAAGAGGAAAAACCGGAGGAAGUUAUACUAAAACCAGUGAAACGACUUCCUAAGGGAGAAGAAGAGAAGGAAGAAAUAAAAUUGAAACCAAUUAAGAAAGAGAAACCAGAAGAAGAAAAACCAGAAGUUAAAUUAAAACCAGUCAAGCGUUUGGAGAAACCAGAAGAGGAGAAGCCUGAAGAAGUAACGCUGAAACCUGUCAAACGUCUUCCUAAGGAAGAAGAGAAGCCAGAAGAAGUUAUUUUGAAGCCUGUAGAAAAGAAGAAACCAGAGGAAGAAGAGAAGAAACCAGAGGUGAAAUUGAAGCCAAUCAAACUUCUGGAGAAACCAAAAGAUGAGAAACCAGAGGAAGUGAAAUUAGAACCGGUUCCAAAACCGGUUGCUGAAAAAGUCGAAGAGAAACCCGAAGAAGAGGAAAAACCAGAAACAGUGUUACCAUGGCGCCGUGGCAAAAGAACGAAGAAGGUGGUCGACUUCCGAGAAGAAGUCACUGUCGUACCGAUCGACCAGGAGAAAGUGGUUUUGGAUGAAACAACGGUCGUUGAGCAUAAAGUGGAAGCUACGGAGAUAAUCCAGGUGGAAGUUAAAGAGAUCGAAGAACAAAAACCCGAGGAGGCGCCUGCGCUUUCGUGGAGAAGACCGAAGGAAGAAACGGUGAGAGAGGUCGUCGAGGAGAAGAUCGAAGUUGAGGAAAUGAAACCUGAAGUGGUGCGCAAAGAGGACGAAGUGGUCGAAGAGGUCGUCGAAACGGAAGUCUCUUGGAGAAAAAGACGAAAGCCAAAGAAGCCGGAAGAAGAGAAGAAGGUGGUGGAACUGACACCAGUCGAGAAACGCGAAGAAUUUAUCGAGAAAGUAGAAGAAGUGGUUCUUAAACCAGUCGUAAAGGAAGAAGUGUCCGAAAUAGUAGAGGAGAAGCAUGAAAUUCGUCUCAAGCCAGUUCCUCAGAAACCGCGGGAAGAGGAAAUACCCGAAAAGGUAACUCUGAAGCCCGUGAAGAGAAAGAAACCUGAGGAGAUACCUAAGAAAGAAGAGGUACCGGAAUUGAAACCGGCGAAAUUGGAAAAACCAGAAGAGGAAGAAGUGAAGGAAGAAACGGUGGCUGAAAUGCCAUGGAGAAAACCAAGGAAGAAACCUGAAGAGGCACCCGUGCCUGUUCCUGUAGAAAAGGAAGAAGUCGUCGACGAAACAGUGACCGUAGAAGAGGUCAAAGUGAAGAAGGUUAAAGACGUAGUCGCCGAGGAUAUAGUCGAGGUCGAAAAGAAAGUCGAAGAGGAAAAAGUGGAGGAGCGUAAGAGGAAACGCAAGCAGCGUACGCAGAUAGAAAUAUCCAUCACGGAUAAAGAUAAAAAGAUCGCCCCGAGGUUCAUUCAGAAGUUGCAGCCCGUUAUCGCGCAACCGGAAACAACCGCGAAAUUCACGUGCACAGUUUUUGGCAAUCCAUUCCCCGAGAUUACAUGGUACAGAAACGAGCAGGAGCUUCACGCCAGCGAGAAGUAUAUAAUGACCAUCUAUGAAACGACCGCUUCUUUGGAAAUAGCCAAGGUGAAGGAGGAGGACGCCGGCAUGUAUUCCUGCAGAGCGUCGAAUCCUGCUGGAGUAGCCACGUCCACCGUGAAUCUCGUGAUAUUCGAAAAAGAGGAAGAAGGCGUAGCGCCACACUUCGCGACACCCAUUAAGCCUCUCAUGGUGGAGGAGCACCAACCAGCUGUGCUCGAGUGCGUGGUCACUGGAACACCAGUGCCGGAAGUGAAGUGGUACCGCGGUGAGCAAGAGCUGAAGCCGCGGAACGGCAGAGAAAUCACCUUCAAUCCCGAAACUGGCGAGGCGAAAUUGCACAUACUGCAGCCGACCGAGGAGGACGAGACGAUUUAUCGCGUUCGAGCUGUGAAUAAAUUCGGCCGGGCCGAGUGCAGAGCGAACUUGGUGAUCAGUAACGUGGUAAAGGUCAGUAAACCGGAAGUUCUACGAGCACCGAGGAUCACCAGACCCCUGCCAGCUUUGGUGGCCGAACUUGGAAAGCCACUGAUCUUGUCGGCCGAUUUCGAGAGCAAACCGACGCCGGAAGUAAAAUGGUUCCGCAACGGGGCCGAGAUCAUCCCGUCUGAUAAACGCCUGAUAAAUAUAUACGAAACUACUGCUGAACUGCGUAUUCCCGAAGUGGCGAAGAAAGAUGGCGGCAAGUACGAGGUUAGAGUUCAAAAUCCUGUUGGGGAGGCGAGAAGUUCGGGCUCUGUUACAGUGAGAGAACACGAGGACAAGACGGACGAGGUGAAAGCACCGAGGUUCGUCGAGCCGCUACAACCACAAAUCGUUGCCGAGGGAGAGGUCGUGAUCAUGGAAACGCGUGUCGAAUCCUAUCCGACAGCCUCCUUCCAAUGGUUCCACGAGACUCGUCCUCUGGAGUCCACGCCACAGGUGAGGAUCGUGACACAGGAGAACAGAUCGAUCCUCAUGAUCAAGGAGAUCAAGCCAGAGUUCGCGGGCACGUACACCUGUCGCGCCGAAAACGUUGGCGGCUCGGUCACCUGCACGGCGACGAUAAAUUUGUUGGAGACACCGUGGGAAGAAACGGUGGAGCUUGUUUCACCGACGUUCGUCAAACGAUUGUCACCGGUCAGGGUCAUGGACGGCGAGAGCGCGAACCUGACGUGCAUCGUUCAAGGAAAGCCUACACCCAGAGUCGAGUGGUACCACGACAACAAACCGAUCAAGGAAGGCAAGGAGAUCACUAUUGUGCAAGACACGGAAGGUGUCUGCAGCUUGGCUAUAACCGAAGUGUUCCCUGAAGAUGCUGGAGAAUACACUUGUCGUGCCGUGAAUCCUGUUGGCGAGGCCGUUUGCAUGUCGUCGCUUGUCGUGGAAGCAUACGAGUACGUACCUGAUUCGGAGAUUGCAUCCUCGAUCGUUGCGACGUCUCUUACUACAGGGCAAAGUGGUUCGGAAGAGGAUCUCUUAUCUCCCAAGGAAACUCCCUUGUUCGAUACGGACACAGAGGAAUCUGCGCCGGAGAUAAUAAAGAAACUUCCUCAGUUAAUUCCUACCAAAGUCGGAGAAUUAACCAGAUUGGAAGUGAAGGUCAGAGGAAAGCCGAAGCCAGAAGGAAAAUGGUACAAGCAGGGUCAGGAGAUCAUACCGUCGGAAGAAUUCCAAGUCGAGGAAUUCGAGGAUGGCACGUCGAUAUUGACGAUCGCCGAAACUUAUCCCGACGACAUGGGCGAGAUUGUGUUCGAAGUACACAAUCCGCUCGGCGUGUCGACUACCACGACAUAUCUGUCGGUAGAAGGAAUCGUCGGAACGAAGGAGUACAGGAAACCGUCGUGGGUGGCUCACAUGGAGGAGAUGCAAGAGGCUCUGAAAGCCACGCAAUCUGUACCACGAUUCAUUCAAGAGAUUACCGACGUUUAUGCAAAGGAAGGUGAAACCGCGGUGUUCGAAUGCUCGUACUCUGGCAAUCCUGUUCCAGAUGUCGUGUGGUACAAGAAUGACAAGAUGAUCGCCAAUACCCCGAACGUGAAAAUUCGCAUCCUUGAUGAGGAGAAAAAGACAGCGUUGAUAAUUAAACACGCAACCGAAGAGGACGACGCCGUUUAUGUGUGCAAAGCUACCAGCGAGAUAGGUUUGGCAACGACGAAAGCUAAACUACGCGUAACAGAUAUAACGGGUGAAAGACAGUUCUUCGACGAAGAGGAAGUCGUCGAGGAGCAGGUGAUUGAAGUCAAACCUAAGGAGAAACCACACAAGAAGAAGAAGCCUGAACUGAAGAAGGCUAAAGAGACCAGGGAGAAGGUGAAGACUGAACGCGUGAAGAUAGACAAGAAGGAAGUGCGCAAAGAGAAGCUGAUUUCCAAGGAACAGCCGGAGGAAAAGAAAAUUGUCGACGUUGAAGAAACUCAGGUACUCGAAACGACAGAAAUUAUCGAAGAACAACCAACGGAGGUAUCACGAGCAAAGAAAGUGGUGCCAAUUCAGGAGCCACUGGUGACAGAAGCGACCGCGUCGCUGAAGAAAAUCGACGAUCAGAAGACGCGCGAGAUGGUACCGAAACCUGAGGAACGUGCGAAACGGGUGGUGGAGGAGCGCGAGGGAGUGGUUGUCGUCUCGGAAGUAGCCACGGAAGACAUAGCGCGAGAUUUUACGGUGGAAUCGGUGAUCGAUCGCGCUCAGAUCACGUCGGAGACUUUAGAGACCGUCUCUGUCACUGAGGUGCACACCGAGGCCAGCGUGCAGGAGAUGAAACGAAUCGACACGAAGCAACGAAAGGCGAAGAAAACGGUGGUGACCGAGGAACAGAUAUUCGAGGAGAAGCCCAGAGAGGUGAUCACGGAGGAGAAACCGAAAAAGAAGAAGAAAGACAGGGUGAAGGUGACCAUCGAGGAAAUCGUGGAGAGACAGCGAGAGAACAUCGCGAGAGAGGUGGAGGAGAUCAUGGAGACGCUUCACGCGAAAGAAUUCGGGCCUGGGGAAGCACCUCUUCGCGAAUUGGCUACCAUCGGCUUUUUGGUGCGCCAAGGAGUCUCCGUGAACGAGAUAAACGAGAGCUUGUACAGAACGGACAACUUCCCCGCGCUGAAAACCCCCGAGGCUCAGAACGCGCUGGUUCAGCUGGUGGAGAGGGAAGGCCACGGUCCGUUGAUCACGCAGGUUCUGACAGAGGAAACGACCACCGACGAAAGUGUGGUGGCUGCUACCGUUGGCUUCCGUGCUUUCAUGAGAAUGAUCGAGCUGCAACACGUCACCGUGGAGGAGGUGCUCACGCACUUUGCCCCGGAGGACUUCCGGCCGCGUGCUUGGGAAGUUACAGAAGCUACGGAAAUUGAAACGGAGGAGCGGAUUACGGAACGAGUGGAUGUCAUCCGUAAAACGGAGGUCCAUUUCAUGGAGAGGAGGGACGAAAGAAAAGCCGUCCGCACGCAGGAUAUUCGUGACAUUAAAGAAUACGAGGACACACGGCAGGCACACACGACACUGCACGAACGAAAAGUAACAAAACCGAAGGAACAGAUCGAGGAGAGAAAGGAAGAUAGGGACGAGGGGGUUCAGGUUGUAGAGAUCGAAGAGAUCGAGGAGACCGAAAAGGAGAGGAAGAAGAGAAAGGACGUGGAAGAGACCGAGGAAGAAAUCGAGACGGUUAUUAUCGAAACAGACUCAAGGGGCAGACUGGCUCAGAAACAAAGGAAACACGAUGAUAUAGAAAAACAGGUAGACGAAGAGGAGGAGGAGGAGGAGGAAAUUAUAGAGAAAGUGAGGAAAGAAUUGAAACCGAAACGACCAAAGAUUGGUCAGGACGAGGUUGAGCUGGAAGAGAUCGAAGAGUUCGAGAUUACCAGAGAUAAAUCUAUGCCUUCGAUCGUGUUGAACGUUCCUAGCCAACGGCAUCAAGUGGUGCCUUUGGAUCGUACCAUCGAACAGGCACCUGGAAAACCAGAACUAGAGAGAGCUAAAUUGACGAUGGACACCAUCACGCCGUUGACCGAGCAAUUGGUUCCUGUACAGGAGAAAGAGAUCGACGAUAUAUCUCGCGUCAAGCCGGUCGAACGCAAAGCAUCCAUGUCUAUUUCACCGGUGGAGCCUUACUCCACUACCGAGACAACUGUUCAAGCUUCCACCGGUGAAUUCGCCGACACGUUCAAGCCUACGUCGUACGAGGCAACGCCAGGUUUCGUUCCAUCGGAGGGUUUGGUCGUCAGCGAGACUCUGACCAACGACGCUGGCCUGUCUGCUCUGACCAUAGACAAACAGGAAGUCGGUCGAACUGCGGACGUUAGCGUGACUGUACAAGAAGCUACCACCGUGUACGAGACGAUGGUAAGUCAGAAGGAAGCUCCGACAGAAGAUUUCGUGUCGCCGUUAACGGCCAAAGCGGAAGACACUGUUCUACCUCAGGUAGGGCUGUCAGUGUACGAAGUUCAAGAAGGACUGUCGGAGGACAAGCUGGAACCGUUGAGGACUGUGCCAACUAAACCCAGAGUGAACGUAACGACGGUUGAGCCACUGGUCGUUGAAGAAGUUCGGGCAGAGGACAAACCAGGAAAGUAUUACCCAGAACUGGUAGUCCCUACGGAAGUUGCCACGGAAACUGUGAUUCCGCAACGUCAGCGAGUCACGGAGGAAACGCACGCGCCUGAGAAGGAAGGUGAGUACGUGCCAGGAAGACUACCAUCCAGUCAGAGAGCUCAGGUCGGAAUCUCCUACGGGAACGAAAUAGCAAUUGUCCAGCAGAAUGUCGUUCAGGAGAGCGAGGGGCUGUUUGUUUCUGAACGAAAAACCGACACGUUCGAGGCUACGACGAACGUGACUCUGUUAGAAGGAGUUUCCGUGUCCACGGUACAAACGCAAGACACGGAGACUCACUUGACAAUCGAAGAGACGAAGAGGGCUGUGGCCGAUUUGAACGUGGUCGAAAUCGCGUCGGCCAUGACUGUGGAGACUGUCCCAUCUGAGAAGGAGAAGGAGUAUCAACCAGGAGAUAAACCAGUUACAAAGACGGCAGAGACGUCGAUAUCUUCGUUGGAAAUUGGCUCUGUCGCGAGUACACUCGUUCAAGAGUCCGAGGGUAUCUAUCAUCCGGACCAGAAGCCAACCAAGGUACUGGCGGAAACUUCGAUCCGACCCGAGGAACACGUGAUGAUAUCGGAGAUCCAGACAGCGGAUUAUCCGUCAGAUUUCAAGGAGGAACUAAAGUACGUGGAGGAAAGUGGAACCGUGGCUGUGCAAUUGACCGAGGCUAAGACGGUGCAAGAAACAAUGAUCCACGACCGCGAAGCGAAAAUGGAAGAGGUAGCAAAACCAGAGGAACGUGUAGUUGAAGCUAGUUAUGACGCGAUUAGAAGCAUCGAGGUGUUCCAGACAACGUCCAUAGAGAAGGAAGCUGAUCUCAAGAUCUUCGAGAUGCCGGAAUCUCAUCGUGGAAAGACGGUGCCCGCUCAUCCCGUGGUUUCGUUAGAAGUUGAGAUGACUCAGCCGGAGGACAAUUUAGGCGUUAUCAAGAAAGAAAUCCCAUCUUCUGGUGUGGCUAAGGUAGAGCCAAUCGGGUUGCAGGGUACUGUAGUAGGAGAGACAGUCGUGGCAGAAGACGUGGCACCUGUCGAAAAGGACAAAUCACCUGAAUCGAAGAUGGCUGAAAUCACAAUGAACGAGAUAGAGAGCGUGCGUACCACUAUGGUGAUCGCUAGUGAGAGAGAAGCCGAGUACACGCAGAUUUCUGAGGUUAAGGGAGAGUAUGCCAGCACAGAGUUCACCACGCAAGUCGCUCCGGUGUUCGAGGAAGUCAGAACUCACUCGCCAACGGGUGAAUACGUGCCUGAGGAGAAACCAGCUUCCGGCGUGGCUGAACCAUCGCACGUUCCACUGGAGAGCGUGACUGUAGCCAUGCAACAGCUAGCAGAGAAGGAAGAUUUGUACAAAGCCGACGUACAACCGGAUCAGAAGACAGCGAUUUUAGAAUUGACUGAACCCAGACCCGGCCCAACUGUCACGGAGGUUAUUCCACACGAUCGCGAGAACGUUUACAGCCCUGACGCGAGACCACAGGAUUACACUGCUCAGACGUUGGUGUCCGGUCGCACGGUCGCGCUGAAGUCAGAGACUCUGGUAGAGCAAAGCACCGCUGUGAUGAGCAUCGACAAACCAAAGUCCGGAAAGGCUAUUCCGCAAAGGGACGCUCUGGAGGAAUUGAUCGUCACGGAGACGACCAUCGCUGAAACGGAGAAGACUCGGGAAGCAGAUGUACUGCCAACUACUCAGAGCGCUGACGUUGAGAUCCAGACGAAGACUGAGAAACUGACAGUGACCGAGGUGACCAGUGUCCAGGAAGAGGAGAAGUUAGAAGUGGAAGAGAUACCGAAAGAGAGAAAGGUUACUCUAGGAAUCACCGGAGGUCACGAGGUCGCCGAACUAGAGGAGACAAUUCUCGCGAGCAACGUAGAUAUUCUGACGGAAGAGAAGGCGAAGGAAGAGCGUGCUAGUCAGCAACAGAGUGGACUGGAAAUCGUCGAACAGACGGAGAUAUCAGUCUCUGAGAAAGAGUCUCCUCUACAGGAAGAUAUGAAACCUGAUACUAAGAACGUUGAGGUCACUUUCGAAGAAGGUCAAAGUGUCGUGGUAGGUAUGACGUAUCCGGAGGAUAAAGAAGGAGUUUUCACUGGAGAGGAGAGACCCAAAGGCGUGGAAGCCACGGUAGACGUGGUCACUCAAGGAGUGGCGUCUAAAUUCGAGAUCAUCAGUGACACAGGUCUGAGCGACUUGCCACGCGAUACCGUUCAGGAAAUGAAGCCAAAGACCACGGUGCUGGCUGUCGAAGCCGUGGUUGCUGAAGAGGUGCAGACCAGAGAGACAGAAGCGCCAUUCAGCGAGAUUAAACCUUCCGAUAAGAAAGCGAAUCUUGAGUUCGUGACUGGUGAAGGUUUGAUUGUGUCAGCAGUUACCACCGAAGACAAAGAGAGCCUGCUUCCAGAAGCUGAGAAACCAGAGACCAAGUCAGCUAGCUUCGACAUUCCGACACACACUGUGGCGCAAACUAGCGAGACCACCACGACAGAUAACAUAGGCGAAUUUAAGCGCGAGGAAGCUCCCGCGGCAACGGCUACGACGGAUCAUAUCACUUUCCGCAGUUUAAUUGCCUCGGAGACUGCUCCUGGCGACCUGGAGAAGCCUAUGGAAGAUUUCGUUCAACCAGACAAGAAAGUGGUAGACGUUUCAUUCCAGGAAGAGGAGGGAGUCACGGUGAUCGAGACGAUCGCUUCAGACAAAGAGAAGGAGUACUUCGAGAGACUGGAGAUCCAUGGUGAACAGGCCACGCCUAGUUUCGAUGCUCACAAAGUGGCUCAACUGACAGAGAUCAAUCCAGCUGCUGUUUCCGGUGACUUGACCGUACCCGUGCCAGCUACAGUCGCAGCCAAAGAGGAACGAUUGCCAUUCGAGAGCGUCGUUCAAACCGAGACCAUUGUGUCCGAGACGGAGAAAGAAUUCAAAGAUAAACCUGUCAUCACCAACAAAGCCGAAGUGUCUGUCAGUGAAAUCAUCAGCGCUACUACCACCACCGAGAUCCCGGCCGACAAAGAGGAUAGUCUCCAGAUCCCUGAGAAACCGACUGAAAAACAGGCUAGCGUCCAGUUUGCCGGACACGUGAUUGCGGAGAAGACUGAAAUCACCGUUGACUCGAGUGCUGGAAAGUUAGAAGAGGUGAAGCCAGUUUCCGCGUCAGCAGUGCCAUCUAGCAUCCCCCUGGAAGCUUUAAUUAGCUCGGAAACCCAACCAACCGAGGCUGAAGGGUCGCUCGACAAGGAUAAAGCGCCGUUGCGAGCAUUGGCUGACUUGUCCAUGGUGGAGGAACAGAGUAUACAAGUGUCAGCUGUGAUUUUAGAGGACAAAGAGGAAGAGUACAAGUCCAAAGAGUUGCCAGAGAUGAGGACUGCUGGGAAAAGCUUGGUUUCUGGUCACGUGGUCGCGGAAACAACGGUGCAAGUCGCAGAUUUCAGCGCAGGAGUGUUCGUCGAAGAGAAACCAUCAGGCGCCACUGCAGUACCAGAACACGUUCCGUUUAUCCCGUUGAUUGAGUCUCAGACUGUCGUGCAGGAAAGCGAGGACAGAUUCAUACCGGGACAACUACCAGAGGAUAAGAGAGCUGUCGUAGAUCUUGAGGAAGGUAGACAGAUCGUGACUGUUUCCCAAAUAACUCCCGCGGACAAAGAAUCUCUAUACGUUGCUGAAGAACAACCAUCUAAGCGUGCAGCUUCCGUUGGACUGGAUACCACUCGCGCGAUUGCCGAAACCACCACAGUCUCUGUCGAAGAUUCGGUGGCAGAAGUAAAUAUAGAGAGACCAGAUACCAAAAAGGCGUUGCCGAGUCAAGAAGUGUAUCAAAGUGUGCAAGUCAGGGAGGAUAUCGUUCAGGAUCAAGAGAACAUCUUCGAAGGAAAGUUCAAGCCAGAAGUUCAGAAGGUGGAAGUUUCGAUCGAAGAAGGUAAACGCGUGACCACCGUCGUCGAAGUGAGCGCAGCGGAUAAGGAGGAGGUGUUGAAAACCAUGCAGGAAGAGAGAACACGAUCGGCAGUGCCGGCUAUUGUAUCUGGUCACGAGGUAGCGGAAAGAUCAGAGAUCAUUCCACACUCGAGUACUGGAGAAAUAGACAUCGUGAGACCUAUAACAGCGACGGCACAGGUGGGCCAGAAGCCGUUCGAGACGGUAGAAACGACGGAACAGAUCCUGGCGGAGAAAGAAGUGGACAAGAUCGAAGAACUAUCGAUGCAGAAGACCAGCGCGCGUGUCACGAUAGACGAGAACAGGUUUAUCGCUGUAACUGAAGCAACCACGGCACAGGAUGUCGAAGCAGAAUUGUCAGCCAUGAGAAAACCCCGCGAAGAAAUAGCAAAGCCAGCAAUGGAGGGUAAAGAAGUCGCCGAACAGAUGGAAGUGUCUCUGAAGGAAGGGCUUGGAGAUCUUCCCGAAGCUCCGAAACCAACGGCCUUCGAGGCGCGUCCUACUCAAACUACGUUGGAGAGCGUUGACAUCAGUGAGACAGUCCCAGAGGAACAUGGCGCGAUAUUCGAGAAGAAGAUGGAACUGGACGAACGUAGCGCGAGAGUGAGCUUCGUGGAAGGAAAGAGCGUCACGGUUUCUCAGGUAAUCACUCAGGAUAAGGAGGACACUAUGAUAAUACAGAGACGCGAAGAAAGCACUGCUCAGGUGACUCUGACGAGAGUUGGAAUGGACGUGGCGCAGAAGGCUCAAGUGUUCGUCGAUCAGAGCACCGGAGAUGUUCGACCGUUAGAGAAACACGAGGUGAAAGCUCAUCCUAAACAGGAUGCCCUGGAACCAAUCAUCGUCGAAGACGUUCCAAGUGCAGAAAGCGAAGGAAUAUUCGAUAAGUAUCCAAGGACAGUUUCGUCAACCGCAGUGCCUACGUUCGAAGAGGGUCGCAGUAUAUCAGUGACGGAAGUGACAUCGGCUGAAGUUGAGUCUUUGUUGAAGGAAAGAAAGUUAGAGGCUGCUCAGACAGCUAGCAGUACAAUCAUCACGGAACGUAACAUCAUCGAGACCACUCAAGUCGAGUCUCAAGUUAAUAUACCAGACAAGGUGAAAGAAGACACGGUAAAGCCACAAGUAGCUACUCUAGGUCAAGACACGUUUGAAAGUAUCAUUGUGAGUCAGAACAUAGUCGAAGAGAGCGAGCGUACGUUCGAAGGCAUGUUCAAACCUCAGACUCAAAGAGCAGACGUAGAUGUGCAGAAAGUGACGCCUCUUCAAGUGUCAGAGACUAUUACCGAGGACAAAGAGAGUGUUUUCGACGUUGUGCCUAAGAGAGAAGGGGUUACAGCCAUCCAAGACAUCAGUCUUCACGAAACUGUAGUUGGAUCGUUGGUGGAGAGUGUUCAGAGUACUCAAGAAAUUCACGAGGAGAAACGAGUGUCUUCUCAAGCCACGAUGACCCAGACUGUCAUAGAAACAGCUGUUAAGGUUGAGACGACAGCUGGCGAACGUGAAGAGACGUUCGAAGGGAAGUUUAAGCCUGAAGAACAGAAAGGAAAGCCUCAGAUGGAAGGACUUACUACCGUUACGAUUACUGAAAUAGUUUCCAACGAGAUUGAAGAUGUCCUGCCUGUAGAUGUUGCUCCUAGAGAACAGCUGGCUCAGCCUAGUUUGACUGGCAGAGAAGUUCCCGAAGUGACGCAAAUAAUAACUGGAGCGACCACCGAAGAAUUCGAGAAAGUAACUCAAUUGAAGGAACAACAAGGUAAAAUGGAAGUGGAAGAAAUGACUUCGGUGACGAUCUCCGAGGUAAUAUCCAACGAAACGGAAGAUGUAUUCACUACCAAGUUCGUGCCUAAAGAUCAGAAGGCAGACUUUAAUAUUCUAGGCCGAGAGGCAGCAGAAACAUCCCAAGUGACAACCAUAACUGAAACUGAAGAACUGACGGUGAAACGUCCUGAAGAACAGAAAGGCAAACCAAAAUUGGACGAGCUAACUCCGCUCACAAUUUCUCACGUCAUAUCUGGAGAAGCUGAGGAAGCACUACCAACAGCUGAAAUCCCAACGGAGAAGACAGCUCAGCCUAGUCUGAUAGGAAGAGACGUAGCAGAAACUAUACAGGUGUUGACUGUUGCCAGUGCAGAGGAACUCGUGGCAUCUAAAGCUCCGGAGGAGCAGAAAGGGAAACCUAAAUUGGACGAGUUCACUCCGCUCACAGUUUCGCACAUUGUGUCUGCAGAAGCUGAAGAAACGCUACCAACAGCUGAAGUACCAAAAGAGAAAACAGCUCAGCCUAGUUUGACAGGCAGAGACGUAGCAGAGACAUUACAGGUGUUGACCGUUGCGAGUGCAGAGGAACUCGCAGCACCCAAAGCUCCAGAAGGACAGAAAGGAAUGCCACAAAUAGAAGAACUGGCUCCUUUGACAGUUUCACAGGUGGUCUCUCAAGAAGCGGAAGAAGCAUUGCCUGCGCCAGAAGUUCCAGUUGAAAGAGAAGCGCAGCCAAGCAUGAUAGGCAGAGACGUGGCACAAACGAUGGAAGUUAUGACUAUGGCGAAUGUUGACACGUUAGCUGAAGACAAGAAGCCUGGAGAACAAAAAGGUGUUCCUGGUCUGGAGGAAUUUGUAUCCAUAUCGGUGUCGCAAACAGUUUCCACUGAGAUGGAAGACGUGCUGCCGAGUCCUGAAGUGCCUGUAGAGAAAAUGGCGCAACCAAGCCUAACAGGACGUGAUAUAGCAGAAACUACUCAAAUUUUGACAAUGAUGGCUGCGGAAGAAUUAAUGGCUGACCGAGCGCCAGAGCAACAGAAAGGAAAACCAAAUGUAGAAGAACUCACUUCUAUUACCAUCUCUCAGACGGUUUCACACGAGACUGAAGAGACGUUAGAGAAGCAAAUAGCACCUAGUUCGGUGACUGCUAAACCAGCUCUUACGGGAAGAGAAGUCGCUGAAACUAGUCAAGUUCUAACUGUGACCAGUGUAGAAGAAUUAGAAAAAGCUAUACUACCUGAAGGACAGAAAGGUAAAGCAAGUUUGGACGAAUUGACGUCUUUAACAGUUUCUCAAGUGGUGUCCAAUGAAUUGGAAGACAUUCUACCGUCUCCUGAAAAACCAAGUGAGAAAAUUGCUCAACCACUGAUAACUGGCAGAGAAAUAGCUGAAAAGACUGAAGUCUUGACUGUGACGAGUGUAGAGGAAUUAGAAAAGCCUAUAUUACCCGAGGAACAAAAAGGAAAGCAAACACUGGAUGAACUGACGUCAAUUACAGUUUCCCAAGUUGUUUCUAGCGAAUUGGAGGAUACUUUGCCAUCUCCUGAGAAACCAAGUGAGAAGAUUGCUCAACCACAAAUGAUUGGCAGAGAAAUAGCUGAAAAGACUGAAGUCUUGACUGUGACGAGUGUAGAAGAAUUAGAAAAGCCCAUAUUACCCGAGGAACAAAAAGGAAAGCCAACAUUGGACGAACUAACGUCAAUUACAGUUUCCCAAGUUGUUUCAAACGAAUUGGAGGAUACUUUGCCAUCUCCUGAGAAACCAAGUGAGAAGAUUGCUCAACCGCAGAUGAUUGGCAGAGAAAUAGCUGAAAAGACUGAAGUCUUGACUGUGACGAGUGUAGGGGAAUUAGAGAAAUUGGAGAAACCUGAGAGCCAGAAGGGCAGACCGGAUGUGGAAGAGCUGAGCUUCCUUACCGUUUCAGAAGUGAUAUCAACAGAAGCUGAGAAGGAAUUACCAGCUCCAGAAGCUCCCAAAGUACGCAAAGCUCUUCCACAAUUGGACAGCAUUGAAGUUGCUGAAACGUCAGAAGUCUUAACUAUGACCAGUGCCCAGGAACUUCCUAAACCAAAAGCACCGGAGGAACAAAAAGGGAAGCCUCAACUGGAAGAAUUGCUGUCUCUGUCAGUGUCAGAAGUAGCGUUUGGUGAACUAGAGAAAGGUCUUCCAACACCUGACGAACCGUCCACUCAAACGGCCAAACCUAGUCUCUUGGGUAUCCAAGUUGCUGAGAAAUCCCAGGUGAUCACGUCGGUCACUGCUGAAGAGUUGCAAGAAGCUAGCAAACCAGAUACGAAACAAAUUAUUCCCGAACAAAUUCCGUUCGAAAGUAUUGAACAAAUGCAACCAGUGGCCCAAGAGAGCGAGGAUACACUCGUCGUCGAGAAAACAGCUAUAUCGGUCACGGCUGAGAUGUCGUUCCGCAUGUCGGAGAGUGUCGAAGUGACACAGGUGACAGCUACGGAACAAGAAUCGAAGGAAGUGAUAAAAGGCGUUGCGAAAGAAGUUUCGGCUCAACCUGACGUAAUUAAACACGAAGUAGCUUUGAAGACUGAGAUUCAACCAGCUGAUGCAGCUGGUGAAUUUAAAGUAACUAAGCCUGAGGGAAAGACAGCCAGAGGUAUAGAUGAGAUUCGGCAAGGUGUGAUCGUGACAGAACCACUGAGCUCUGGCGAAACUGAGUCAGAAAUGCCCGAGUCUGCGUUACCUUUCGCGAAGUUAGCAAGCGUUACUAUCGAGGCAGAACACCUGGAACACGUUGUGGAAACUACAGAAGUACCAGCGCAACAACAUCACAUCACAAUCACACAACACACAACAAAACACGAUACGCCACAGCAAACGAUCGAAUCAGACACAGAGGUAAUCGAAGAGUACACGACGAAAUUCAGGCGCGGAAGUAAGGACGAUGAAACUGCCGCGGUUAAGACUAAGAAAACGAUUAUACGUAAGAAAAAGCCUAAGACAGAGGCUGAAGAGGACAAUGUCGUCGUCAUUGAGGAGGAACUUGAAGAUAUCAAACCGAAAAUACCAUCGAUACCAAAGAAACAGUUUAUGCCUAUCGAGGAGAUCACCACAACGAUGGAUGUUGAAGAAAUUGUACCAACGAGAAUCGACGAGGUCGAAGAAACUCACAAGGAAGAGGAGAAAGUUGAAGUUGAAGUAAUUCAAGUUCAAGAUACGGAUCAAAAGAAGAAAGUUACCAAGAAAAUUGUACGAAAGAAAGGAAAAGCACAAGUUACUGAGGAAACGACGGUGGAAGAAGAAGGAAAAGCACCAGUAACCACGGUAAUAACGAAACCAAUGGAAGAAGAAGUACCAGAGGAAGAAACAAAACCAUUGGCGCCAGUAGACUACAUUACACCUACUGAAAAAGUGGAAGAACAAGUGACACUAACGGAAGAAGUAACAAAAGAAGGAAAACCAAAGAAAAUUACUAAAAAGAAGAUAAUUAAGAGGAAAGGUAAAGAGCAACAGGUGACUGAAGUAGUUACAGUCGAAGAAGAAGGAAAAGCACCAGAGACUAGUGUCGCUGAAGGACCAGCGGAAGAAGUAGUAGAAGAGAUCGUGAAACGAUUACCAACACCACAAUAUGUCAAACCAUCGGAAGUAGAGGAGGUUAGGGAGCAAGUUACAGUUACAGAAGAAGUAACUCGAUGGGGUAAACCAAAGAAAACUACAAAGAAGAAAAUUAUUAAGCGUAAAGGACAGGAACAGCAAGUGACAGAAGUGAUUACAGUCGAAGAACAGGGCAAAACACCUGUGACAACUGUAACUGAAGGACCAGUGGAAGAAAUCGUUGAAGAAACUAUAAAACCACUGCCUGCAUCAGAACGUAUUACACCAACGGAAGUAGAAGAAGUAAAAGAGCAGGUGACAGUCACAGAAGAAGUUACCAGAGAAGGUAAACCUAAGAAAAUUACCAAAAAGAAGGUGAUUAAACGUAAAGGAAAAGAACAACAAGUGACUGAAGAGGUAACUGUUGAAGAACAAGGUAAACGACCUGUUACAACUGUAACUGAAGGCCCUGUAGAAGAGGUAGUAGAAGAAAUUAUUAAGCCGUUACCUGCUCCAGAACGCAUCACUCCAACAGAAGUAGAAGAAGUAAGAGAGCAAGUGACAGUCACUGAAGAAGUCACAAAAGAAGGCAAACCGAAGAAAAUUACCAAAAAGAAGGUGAUUAAACGUAAAGGAAAAGAACAACAAGUGACUGAAGAGGUAACUGUUGAAGAACAAGGUAAACGACCUGUCACAACUGUAACUGAAGGCCCUGUAGAAGAAGUAGUAGCAGAAAUUAUUAAACCGUUACCCGCUCCAGAACGUAUCACUCCAACAGAAGUAGAAGAAGUAAGAGAGCAAGUGACAGUCACUGAAGAAGUCACAAAAGAAGGCAAACCGAAGAAAAUUACCAAAAAGAAGGUGAUUAAACGUAAAGGAAAAGAACAACAAGUGACUGAAGAGGUAACUGUUGAAGAACAAGGUAAACGACCUGUUACAACUGUAACUGAAGGCCCAGUAGAAGAAGUAGUAGAAGAAAUUAUUAAACCGUUACCCGCUCCAGAACGUAUCACUCCAACAGAAGUAGAAGAAGUAAGAGAGCAAGUGACAGUUACUGAAGAAGUUACAAAAGAAGGCAAACCGAGGAAAGUUAUCAAAAAGAAAGUCAUUAAACGCAAAGGAAAGGAGCAACAAGUCACAGAAGAGGUAACUGUUGAAGAACAAGGUAAACGACCUGUUACAACUGUAACUGAAGGCGCUGUAGAAGAGGUAGUAGAAGAAAUUAUUAAACCGUUACCUGCUCCCGAACGCAUCACUCCAACAGAAGUAGAAGAAGUAAGAGAACAAGUGACAGUCACAGAAGAAGUUACCAGAGAAGGUAAACCUAAGAAAAUUACCAAAAAGAAGGUGAUUAAACGUAAAGGAAAAGAACAACAAGUGACUGAAGAGAUAACUGUUGAAGAACAAGGUAAACGACCUGUUACAACUGUAACUGAAGGCCCUGUAGAAGAGGUAAUAGAAGAAAUUAUUAAGCCAUUACCUGCCCCAGAACGUAUUAUGCCAAGUGAAGUAGAAGAAGUAAAAGAGCAAGUGACAGUUACUGAAGAAGUUACAAAAGAAGGCAAACCGAAGAAAAUUACCAAAAAGAAGGUGAUUAAACGUAAAGGAAAAGAACAACAAGUGACUGAAGAGGUAACUGUUGAAGAACAAGGUAAACGACCUGUUACAACUGUAACUGAAGGACCAGUAGAAGAAGUAGUAGAAGAAAUUAUUAAGCCAUUACCUGCCCCAGAACGUAUUAUGCCAAGUGAAGUAGAAGAAGUAAAAGAGCAAGUGACAGUUACUGAAGAAGUUACAAAAGAAGGCAAACCGAAGAAAAUUACCAAAAAGAAGGUGAUUAAACGUAAAGGAAAAGAACAACAAGUGACUGAAGAGGUAACUGUUGAAGAACAAGGUAAACGACCUGUUACAACUGUAACUGAAGGACCAGUAGAAGAAGUAGUAGAAGAAAUUAUUAAACCGUUACCCGCUCCAGAACGUAUCACUCCAACAGAAGUAGAAGAAGUAAGAGAGCAAGUGACAGUUACUGAAGAAGUUACAAAAGAAGGCAAACCGAAGAAAAUUACCAAAAAGAAGGUGAUUAAACGUAAAGGAAAAGAACAACAAGUGACUGAAGAGGUAACUGUUGAAGAACAAGGUAAACGACCUGUCACAACUGUAACUGAAGGCCCUGUAGAAGAGGUAGUAGAAGAAAUUAUUAAGCCGUUAUCUGCUGCAGAACGUAUCACUCCAACAGAAGUAGAAGAAGUAAGAGAGCAAGUGACAGUUACUGAAGAAGUAACAAAAGAAGGCAAGCCUAAGAAAGUUAUCAAAAAGAAAGUCAUUAAACGCAAAGGAAAGGAGCAACAAGUCACAGAAGAGGUAACUGUUGAAGAAGAAGGAAAGAAACCAAUAACCACUGUUACUGAAGGACCAACGGAAGAAAUAGUUGAAGAAAUAAUAAAAGCUCUACCUGUUCCAGAGAGAAUAAAGCCAACUGAAAUGGAAGAAGUAAGAGAACAAGUAACAGUCACAGAAGAAAUUACACACGAAGGGAAGCCAAAGAAAGUUACUAAGAAAAAGAUUAUAAAACGUAAAGGUAAGGAACAGCAAGUUACAGAAGUUGUCACUGUCGAAGAACAAGGAAAAAGACCGGUGACUACUGUAACCAAAGGACCAGUGGAGGAAGUUGUGGAGGAAAUCGUAAAACCAUUGCCAGUGCCAGAGCAUAUUAAACCAACUGAGGUAGAAAAAGUCAGAGAACAGGUGACAGUCACUGAGGAGGUAACGAAAUUAGGUAAGCCUAAGAAGACCACAAAGAAGAAGAUCAUUAAACGAAAAGGACAAGAGCAACAAGUAACUGAAGUUGUUAUUGUUGAAGAGGAAGGAAAAGCACCAGUAACGACCGUUACUGAAGGACCAACAGAAGAGGUUGUGGAAGAAACAAUAAAACCAUUGCCUUCUUCAGAGAAAGUUAAACCAAUUGAAGUAGAGGAGGUUAGAGAACAGGUGACAGUUACUGAGGAAGUUAGUAAAGAAGGUAAACCUAAGAAGGUUACUAAGAAAAAGAUAAUUAAGAGGAAAGGUAAAGAACAACAGGUGACUGAAGAGGUAAUUGUUGAAGAACAAGGUAAACAACCAGUUACGACUGUAACUGAGGGUCCUGUAGAAGAAGUGAUCGAAGAAAUUAUUAAACCAUUGCCUGCACCAGAGAGGAUAGUGCCAACUGAAGUUGAGGAAAUCAGGGAACAAGUGACAGUUACCGAAGAAGUUACUAGAGAAGGCAAACCUAAGAAAGUUACCAAAAAGAAAGUCAUCAAACGCAAAGGAAAGGAGCAGCAAGUCACGGAAGUACUAACUGUUGAAGAGGAAGGAAAGAAACCAGUAACAACUGUUACUGAAGGACCAACAGAAGAAGUAGUUGAAGAAAUAAUAAAAGCACUACCUGCUCCAGAGAGAAUCAAGCCGACUGAAGUAGAAGUAAGAGAACAAGUUACAGUCACAGAAGAAAUUACGCACGAAGGAAAGCCUAAGAAGGUUAUUAAGAAGAAGGUAAUUAAGCGUAAAGGUAAAGAACAGCAAGUCACAGAAGUUGUAACUGUUGAAGAACAAGGGAAGAAACCAGUAACCACGGUUACUGAAGGACCAGUGGAAGAAAUUGUGGAAGAAGUAGUAAAACCAUUACCGGCACCAGAGCGUAUUAAACCAAUUGAAGUAGAAGAAAUCAGAGAACAAGUAACAGUCACAGAGGUAGUAACCAAAGAGGGUAAACCUAAAAAGAUUACUAAGAAAAAAGUUACCAAACGUAAAGGUCCAGAACAAAAGGUAACGGAGACAGUAACUGUGGAAGAAGCUGGAAAAGCACCUGUAACAACGGUGACUGAAGGACCUGUAGAAGAAAUAAUAGAAGAAGUCAUAAAACCAGAAGUUAUUAAGCCGAAAGAUAUAGAAGAAGUUACUGAGCAAGUCACAGUUAGUGAAGAAGUAACAAGAGAAGGAAAGCCAAAGAAAACGACAAAAAAGAAAAUUAUCAAGCGCAAAGGAACAGAACAGCAAGUUACCGAGGUUGUUACAGUUGAAGAGAAAGGAAAAACUCCAGUCACGACUGUGAAAGAAGGCCCAAUAGAAGAGGUGGUUGAUGAAACGAUCAAACCCCUCCCAAGGCCAGAAUACGCAAAACCAGGUGAAGUGGAAGAAGUUCGUGAACAAGUCACAGUUACUGAAGAAGUCACUAGAUGGGGUAAACCGAAGAAAACCAUCAAAAAGAAAGUCAUUAAACGUAAAGGUCCAAAACAGCAAGUUACUGAAAUUCUAACUGUAGAAGAGGAAGGAAAAGCUCCAAUGACAACAGUUACCGAAGGACCCAUUGAAGAGAUCAUAGAAGAAGUCACACAACCAUUGUCUGUUCCAGAACAUAUUGAACCAACUGAAGUUGAAGAAGUACGUGAACAGGUAACAGUUACAGAGGAACUGACUAAAGAAGGUAAACCAAAGAAGACUACUAAGAAGAAGAUUAUUAAGCGUAAAGGUCAAGAUCAGAAAAUCACAGAGAUAGUAACUAUUGAAGAAAAAGACAAAGCUCCAAUCAUUACUGUAAAGGAAGGACCAGUAGAGGAAGUGAUCGGAGAAACAAUUAAAUCACUUCCUGCGCCAGAACGUGUCAAACCAACUGAAGUAGAAGAGAUACGAGAGCAAGUUACAAUAGCUGAAGAAAUUACGAAAGAAGGUAAACCGAAAAAGACAGUUAAGAAGAAAAUAAUUAAACGUAAAGGAAAGGAACAACAGGUGACUGAAGUAGUUACUGUUGAAGAACAUGGAAAAGCUCCUAUCACUACAGUGACUGAAGGUCCAGUAGAAGAAAUCAUAGAGGAAGAAGUAACAAAACCAUUGCCUGUGCCUGAAUAUGCGAAACCAUCUGAGGUGGAAGAAGUACAUGAACAAGUCACUGUGACACAGGAAGUGACUAAGGAAGGCAAACCAAAGAAAACAACUAAAAAGAAGAUUAUCAAACGGAAGGGAAAACAACAACAGAUUACGGAAGUUGUCACUGUUGAAGAACAAGGAAAAGCACCAGUUACUGAAGUAACUGAAGGACCUGUAGAAAAGGUGGUUGAAGAAAUAAUGAAACCUUUGCCAGUUACAGAGUUUGUUAAGCCAUCUGAAGUAGAAGAAGUUCGAGAACAGGUAACUGUGACACAGGAAAUAACAGAAGAAGGUAAACCUAAGAAAACUACUAAAAAGAAGAUCGUUAAACGGAAAGGAAAAGAACAGCAAGUUACUGAAGUGGUGACUGUUGAAGAACAAGGAAAGAGACCUGUUACUACCAUUCAAGAAGGUCCAGUGGAAGAAGUGGUCGAAGAAGAGAUCAAACCACUUCCAGCACCGUUCGUUAAACCAUCUGAGGUAGAAGAAGUGCGUGAACAAGUAACUGUCACAGAAGAAAUAACCAAGGAAGGCAAACCAAAGAAGGUCACCAAGAAAAAAGUCAUCAAGCGUAAAGGAAAGGAACAACAAGUUACCGAGGUUGUCACUGUUGAAGAACAAGGCAAGGCUCCGGUUACAACAAUCACUGAAAGGCCAAAAGAAGAAGUUGUAGAAGAAAUAAUAAAACCAUUGCCUGCUUCAGAGAAAAUUAAACCGAUUGAAGUAGAAGAGGUACGUGAACAAGUGACCAUUACGGAAGAAGUAACAAGAGAAGGUAAGCCUAAGAAAGUGAUCAAAAAGAAAGUCAUCAAACGCAAAGGAAAGGAGCAACAAGUGACAGAAGUUGUCACCGUCGAAGAACAAGGAAAAGCACCAAUUACUACAGUUACCGAAGGUCCAUUAGAGGAGAUAGUAGAAGAAACAUUUAAACCUCUUCCUGCUCCAGAAAAUGCCAAACCAGAUGACGUUGAAGAAGUACGAGAACAAGUGACGGUUACAGAAGAAGUUACCAGAGAAGGUAAGCCUAAGAAAAUUACCAAGAAGAAGGUGAUAAAACGUAAAGGUAAAGAACAACAGGUUACUGAAGAGGUAACCGUUGAAGAACAAGGUAAACGACCUGUUACGACCGUAACUGAAGGUCCUGUAGAAGAAGUAGUCGAAGAAUUCGUAAAACCUCUGCCAGUAAUAGAAAGUAUCAGACCAUCUGAAAUUGAAGAGGUUCGAGAAGAAGUUACAGUUACUCAAGAAGUGACCAAGGAAGGCAAACCAAAGAAGACAACAAAGAAGAAGAUUAUCAAACGUAGAGGUAAGGAACAACAGGUAACAGAAGUUGUCACUGUCGAAGAACAAGGUAAGAGACCUGUCACAACUGUCUCUGAAAGCCCUGUCGAGGAAGUGGUCGAAGAGAAAUUGAAAACUCUGCCAGCACCAGAAUAUGCUAAACCUGGCGAAGAAGAAGAAGUCCGAGAACAAGUAACAGUUACGAAAGAAAUAACACCUGAAGGUAAACCUAAGAAAGUAACCAAAAAGAAAGUCAUCAAACGUAAAGGAAAGGAACAGCAAGUGACAGAGGUCGUUACAGUCGAAGAACAAGGCAAAUCACCUGUGACAAUGGUAACUGAAGGGCCCACUGAAGAAUUGGUUGAGGAAAUAAUAAAACCAUUGCCGGCUCCAGAAGAGGUCAAACCAUUUGAAGAGGAAGAAGUUCGUGAACAAGUAACUGUCACUGAAGUGGUCACUAAAGAAGGUAAACCUAAGAAAGUUACAAAGAAAAAGGUUAUUAAACGAAGAGGGAGAGAACAACAGGUGUCUGAAGUAGUAACAGUCGAAGAGCAAGGCAAGGCACCAGUUACAACUGUCACUGAAGGUCCAACAGAAGAAAUAUUAGAGGAAACAAUCAAGGCAUUACCAGCACCAGAAUACGCCAAACCAAGUGAAGUCGAAGAGGUUCAUGAACAAGUAACGGUUACUCAAGAAAUCACCAAAGAAGGUAAACCAAAGAAAACUGUCAAGAAGAAGGUCAUUAAACGUAAGGGCAAAAAACAACAAGUUACAGAAGUCAUUACUGUUGAAGAACAAGGAAAGAGACCUGUCACGACUGUCACCGAAGGCCCAGUAGAAGAGAUAGUUGAAGAAGUGCUGAAACCACUUCCAGCUCCAGAAUUUGUCAAGCCAUCAGAAGUAGAAGAAGUCCGAGAGCAGGUAACUGUCACUGAGGAGAUAACCAAGGAAGGUAAACCGAAGAAGGUUACUAAGAAGAAAGUAAUCAAACGUAAAGGAAGAGAACAACAAGUAUCGGAAGUAGUAACGGUUGAAGAACAGGGCAAAGCACCAGUUACCACCGUUACCGAAAGUCCCACAGAAGAAAUCGUUGAAGAAACGAUUAAAGCAUUGCCAAUUCCGGAGUACGCUAAGCCAGGUGAGGAGGAAGAAAUCCAUGAACAAGUCACUAUCACGCAGGAAGUCACCGAAGAAGGAAAACCGAAGAAGACCACCAAGAAGAAAGUUGUCAAACGUAAAGGCAAAGAACAACAAGUGACAGAAGUUGUUACGGUUGAAGAACAAGGUAAAAGACCUGUGACGACAGUCACCGAAGGUCCCGUUGAGGAAGUAGUGGAGGAAAUGGUGAAGCCAUUGCCUGUCGCGAAACGCGUGAAACCGACAAAAGUUGAAGAAGUCCGUGAGCAAGUAACUGUCACUGAAGAAGUAACUGAGGAAGGUAAACCGAAGAGGACCACGAAAAAGAAACUGAUCAAACGCAAAGGGAAAGAACAACAGGUGACUGAAGUUGUUACUGUCGAAGAACAAGAUAAAGUGCCAGUCACAACUGUCACUGAAGGUCCUACGGAAGAAGUGAUCGAAGAAACACUGAAAACCUUACCAGCUCCCAAAUACGCCAAACCAUCGGAAGUGGAGGAAGUUCGCGAGCAGGUGACUGUGACUCAAGAAAUUACAGAGGAAGGUAAACCAAAGAAAACGAUCAAGAAGAAAGUUACCAGACGUAAAGGACCGCAGCAACAAGUGACGGAAGUUGUCACAGUCGAGGAAGAAGGAAAAGCUCCUGUGACAACGGUGACUGAAGGACUUGUUGAAGAAUUGGUCGAAGAUGUGAUAAAACCACUUCCUGCCCCAGAGUAUGCGAAGCCAACUGAAGUUGAGGAAGUUCGUGAACAAGUGACUAUCACUGAGGAAGUGACUAAGGAAGGUAAACCUAAGAAAGUUACCAAGAAGAAGGUCGUAAAACGCAAAGGACGAGAGCAACAAGUCACUGAACAGGUGACGGUUGAGGAACAAGGAAAGAGACCUGUUACAACUGUCACUGAAAGUCCUGUUGAAGAAGUUGUUGAAGAAACAUUGAAAGUUCUUCCUGCUCCAGAACAUGCUAAGCCAGGUGAAGUCGAAGAGGUUCGUGAACAGGUUACUUUUACGCAAGAAGUGACAGAAGAAGGAAAGCCUAAGAAAGUUACCAAGAAGAAGGUUGUCAAACGUAAAGGAAGAGAGCAACAAAUAACAGAAGUUGUCACUGUGGAAGAACAAGGAAAGAAACCUGUCACCACUGUCACUGAAGGUCCUGUCGAAGAAGUAGUUGAGGAAACAAUAAAAGCACUACCUGCUCCAGAGCGCGUGGAACCAACGGAAGUAGAAGAAGCACCGGAGGAAGUAACAGUAACUGAAAUCGUCACGAAAGAAGGCAAACCGAAGAAAGUUGUUAAAAAGAAGGGUCCUAAGAAGAUGCCUGUACCCGAGGAAGAGAAAAUCGAAGCACCUGAAGCUCCUGAAGUUCCGUUAGAGAAAGAUAAGAAAAAACCUGUCAAACUUCAACGUAUGAAAAUUACGAAAUUCGAAGCGACGAAACUCGAAGUUCAAGAAUUGUCUUUGGAUAAACCUCAGUUUGCUCAAAUCAAACUACGCAAGACUCCAACGGUGAAACGUCCAGUGGAGAAGAAGGAAAAGAUUCCUCGAGUUCUUCUUCGAAGUCGAAUUACUCCUGUGGAAUGGCCACCGGCGAAGAAGUACUUGAAAAUCGAGGAACUGGAGCCGAACGAGAUUCAAAAUGGUAUUUUGUCUCGAAACGUCGAAGAAGCAGAUAAAUUACCGAGACCAAAGAAGAAGAAGAUCAAACGCAUAGAAAAGGAGAUAGCCAAGCUUGAGAAGCUUGAUCAGGAGUUUGAGGAAUUGAAAAAAGAACUACCAUUGGAGAAACUUGAAGAGCCACUACCUACAGAAAAGAAACCAGAGAAGAAAGUGAAAAAGAAGAAACCCGUGGAGGAAGUUAAAGGUGAGAAGCCUCAGUUGAUGAGGAUCAGUAUCAAGGAGCAAAAACCAAUUAAACUCAAGAUCGAGGAGCCAGCUACUCCUCUGUUCGCGCAAAUCAAGCUGAAGAAAGCUCCUGCCAAACCGAAGAAGAAAGAGGACAAGGAUGAGAUCAAGUUUCCUAAGAUACUUUUACGAAGCCGUAUCACAGACCACGAAUGGCCACCGUCGAUUAAAUAUCCAGUUAUAACCGAACUCGAGCCUAAUUAUGUACAAAGUGGUAUUCUAUCUCAUACCAUGGAAGAAGCACUGAAACUAAAAAAGAUAAAACACAAAAAGUUGAAACUUCCGGAAAAGGAAAUUACAGAAUUAGAGAAACUGGAUCAGGAAUUCGAAGAAUUGAAGAAAGUUCCAUUAGAGAAGGUCGAGGAAAUGGCACCGUACGAACGUAAACCGAAACCAGAGAAGCCUGAGGAAGAGAAACCAAAGAAACUGAAGAUAGGCAAAGGAAAGCCUCGACCUGCAGAAGAGGAAGAACCGGAGACAGUAAAGUUGAAGAAAAUACCAGAAAAAGUUCCAAGUGUUCAAGAGGAAGAGACUCCCGUUCCAAAGAAGAAAGAGGAAGAAGAGAAACCCAAGAGAGAGAAAGAAGAGAGGGAAUAUCCUGAACUAAAACCGUUCGAACCGUAUGAAAUAGAAGCACCGGAGGUUGAGCUGCAAGAAAGAGAGAAACCAAAGUACCCUGAACCAGAGGAGAAACCACCGAAAAAGGUACCGAGCAAGAAACCAAAGAAAGAGCGUAAGACACCAGCUCAGGAAACCGAGGCUGUCCCGAUAGUGCCUGGCGUUCCAAAGCCAGAUGAACCCGAAGAAGAGGAAGAGAUCAAGAGAAGAAUUCCUGAAAGGGAAGCUCCGGAGGAGGAGCCAGAGAAGAUCAAACUGAAACCUUGGAAGAAACCAGAAGAAGAGAAGGAAGAAGAGAAGAAACCCGAGUAUUAUCUGAAAUUCGUUCCCAAAGACGACGACGUUGUCGAAACUGUCGAGGUUGUUACGACCGUGGUUACGGAGGAAGAGACACCUGAAAAGAAACCGCGAAAGAUUAAAAAGAAAAAGACCACGACGAAACGUGGCGACGAGAAACCGAAAGUUGUCGAAGAGACAACGAUAGAGGAAGAAGGCGUAGAGCCAGUCGUGACCGUCGAGGAAAUUGUCGAAGAUAAGCCGGAAGAAGCUUUACCAAUAGAAUCGAUCGUGCCAACCGCGCCUGUCGAAGAGAUCAAAGAGGAGAUCGUAACGAGCGAGAUCGUGACCGAGGAAGGAACAAAGAGAACCGUGCGUAAAAAGCGUGUGACCAGGAAACGCGAAGGUAAAGAACAGGUCACCGAAGAGGUGACCGUGGAAGAGGAAGGUAAAGAACCAUUAACAGCAACAAUAGAAAUCCACGAAGACACUACACCAGAAAUACACGAAAAACCAAAACACAAAAGACCAACAAAACCAAAAGCUGUCGAGAAACUGACGGAAGAUGUCGCGGAGGAAGUGAUCGAAGAGAAAAUCGUCGAGGAAGUCAAACCCACCAAGAAAAUCAUCAAAAAGAAGAGGCCAGUGCCGGAUAAAGAUGAAGUUACGGAGGAAGUCGUGGAGGAGAUAACAAUCGAGGAACUGCAGGAAGAGGAAGCGGAACCGAUCGUAGAGGAAGUGGAAACUGUGACGAUCACCGAGCACGAUGUACGAAAAGCUCCGAAGAAGAAGAAGGAGGUGGUGAUCAAAGAGGAAGAGGAGAUCUUCGAAACGAUCGAGACACCCACCCAGAAAAUAAUCAGGAAGAAGAUUCGUCCGAUGAAGAGAGGGGAGAAAGUGGAGGAGAUUGUGGUGGAAGAGAUAAUCCAGAAAACGGGAGAGGAAGUGACCAAAAUGGAGGAGCAGCAAAUAGUCGAAGUCGUGGAGACACCCACUAAGAAAGUUGUGAGGAAGAAGAAAGCUGUGGUGAAAGACGACGGUGUUCCCGAGGAAAUUGUUGAAGAGAUCGUUAUCGAGAAGCCGCAGAAAGAGAAGGCGAAACCAAAAGUGGAAGAAGAAAAAGAAACGGUUACAAUAACGAAAGUUGAUUUGAAGAAAGCACCGAAGAAACCUGAGGAAGAAGUGGAAGAAGAAGAAGAGAUCAUUGAGACUGUUGAAACUCCAACGAAGAAGAUCAUUCGAAAGAAACCUAAGGAUAAAAAGGAGAAGGUAGUGGAAGAAGUUAUAGAGAAGACUAUAGAGGAAGCGAAAGCUAUGGAAGAACGUGAAAUCGUAGAGAUCAUUGAAACGCCGACCAAGAAAAUUAUCAGGAAGAAGAAAGCUACUAUAACAGAAGGCAAAGCUCCUGAGGAAGAAGUCGAGGAGAUCGUGAUCGAGAAACCUGUGAAGGAGACAGCCAAAAGGAAGAUUCAGCCGAAAGAAGGUUUAGAGAUCACUGAAAUUGUAAGUGAAACUUCCGUCGAGAAAUUGCCCGAAGAGAAGAUUGAGCCUGAAGAAGCGAAGCCUUCGGAAGUGGAAAAAGAAAAGGCAGAGGUCACCCAAGUGGAAGUGAAGAAGGUACCGAAGAAAAAGAAGAAACCGUCAACAGCCGUCGAAGCAGAGGAGAAGGAGGAGGUUGUGGAAGAAGUGAAAGUCGAGGUGCCUAAAAAGGAGAAGGCGAAACCAACUGUCACGGAGAAAGAGAGUGUCGAAGUGACUGAAGUGAUUUCUGAAAUGAUCACGGAAGAAUUUCCAGAGGAGGUCAAACCUAAGAAGAAGAAAGCUAUUGAGAUUAAAGAGACGGAAGAAAAGGUGAUCACGAAGAAGGUGAAGGAGGUGAAGGAGGCACCGAAAGAAGGUGUACCUGAAACUGAAGAACAGCCGGAAGAAGAGGUAGAAGAACUUGUAACUGAGAAGCCGAAGAAAACGAAAGCCAAAAAGGAAGUUACACCUCAGGAUGGUAUUAUAACUACCGAAGUUGUUCCUACAACUGCGGAAGAAGAACUGGAGGUAGAGAAACCGGAAGAAGAUAAGGCUAAAGUGGUUGAGGAAAAGGAAGAGAAGGCUAGAGUGGAAGAAAAGAAAAUUACCGUGAAGAAAGCUCCGAAAAAGAAAUUGACACCGAAGGAAGCUGAAGAGGAACAAGUAGAGGAAGUUGUAGAAGAAAUUACGGAGGAAGAACCAAAGAAAAGAAAAGCUAAAAAGACUGUUCUUCCUAAGGAGGAGUUACAAACAACUGAAGUGAUUACUGAGGUUACAACAGAGGAGAUAGAAGAAGAAAAGCCAAAGGAAGAAAAGGCUGUUCCUAAAGAGGAAGAAAAAGUUGAAGAAGAGGCAAAGGUUACUGAGGUUUCUGUGAAGAAAGUGCCCAAGAAGAAAAAGAAGGAGGAAGUUGUAACGAACGGUGAGGUGAUUGAAGAAAAACCAAAAGUGAAAGAAAUUCCUGAGGAGAAACCAGAGGUGAAGGAAGAAGUGAAAGUAAAACCAAAGGAAGAACCAGAAAAAGAGAAGCCGGAAGAACAGAAACCAGAAGAGAAGAAACCAGAGAAAGUGAAACCUGAGGAAAAGAAACCCGAAGAAGAGAAACCGAAGGAAAAACCAAAGAAAAAGAAAAUCCCAGAAAAGAAACCCACCGUUGCAGAAGAGGAAGAACGCGAAGAAAAGGUAGAAGAAAUACCGGAAGAGAAGCCAAAGAAGGUCAAGGCUAAGAAAGAAGUUGUUCCAAAAGAUACUGUUGAAACUACAGAAGUUGUCCCAGAAACCAUUGCCGAAGAACUACCAACAAAGAAACCUGAGGAACGCAAAGCAGUACCGGUCGAAGAGAAACCAGAAGAAGAAGUCGUAAUCGAAGAAGUUCCUGUAGAAAAAGCUCCAGAAGAAAAGGAGGAAACAGUAUCAGAAGAAAAGCCGGAAGAAGUUCCAAAAGAGAAGCCAAAGGAAGUCAAGGUUGUGAAGAAAAAGAAAAAGAAGGUGGUGAAGAAAGAUGAAAUCGAGGAAUGGGUUGAACCAGAGUACGAACGGCCUGUACUGGAACCCAUGCCUGAGAAAAUCCAAUGGGAACCGAGGAAGAAAAAGGAGAAGAAACCUUUGCCAGAAUCUUUGCAAAAAUUGGUUCCUCAAAAGAUCGAAAGGAAAGAGAUCAAACCCACGAAGCUCAAAUAUUCAGAGCCAACAGAAACUGUCCAAUUCGCUACGAUCAAACUGAAGAAAGUGGCAGUCGCGAAGAAGAGAGAGGUCGAGGAAGCCAAAUUCCCGAAGAUCCUGUUGCGAAGCAGACUCACGUUCGUCGGUGACUAUCCCCCAGAAAUACAGUAUCCAGAGAUAACGGAACUUGAAGAAAAUCCGGUUCAAGCGGGCAUUCUGUCUAGAAACGCCGAAGAAGCUCUGGAAGUGUUAAAAAGAAAGGUGAAGAAAGUUAAACUUCCUAAGAAAGAAAUUACAAAACUGGAGAAAUUGGACCAAGAAUUUGAAGAAUUGAAGAAAGUACCUUUGGAGAAAGUGGAGGAUAAAUCGAUAUACGAACGUCCGCCGAAGAAACCUGCGGAGAAACUUGAAGAGCCACAGAAGCUGGUUGUUGGUAAAGGCAAAGUGCCUGAAGAGGAGAAAGUGGAACCUGAGAAAGUCAAACUAAAGAAGAUUCCUGAAAAGAAACCGGAAGAGGUUGAAGAGCCAUUGAAGAAACCACCCAAACCAGAACCUGAAGAGGAAGUUAAACCAGAAAAGAAGGAAAAACCGAAAGUGAAAUUAGAACACGACGAGUUGAAGCCUCUGGACUUCGACAGACCAGAGCUGGAGAAAUAUGAGCCCGAGAAAUACGAAGAACCGGAAAAACCAGCGCCAGAGCCAGUUCCAAAACCGUACGAACGAGAACAGAAAAAGAAACCAGAUCAAGAGAUUGAACAAAUUCCACUGAUAAAGGGAGAACCGAAACCACCAGAACCUGAUGAAGAGCCUGAAGUUAAAUUUAGAAUACCACAAAAAGAAAAACCUGAAGAAGAACCGGAAAAGAUAACGUUGAAGGGCUGGAAAAAGGAUAAACCUGAAGACGAAGGAGUGAAAGAGUUCCCGGCAAAGGAAGAGGAAGAAGCACCUAAAGUCCCGAAAGAAGAACCUGAAGAAGUCACUGUGAAACGUAAAGCUAAACCAAAGAAACCAAAAGAAAAAGCUCCUAAGGAAGAAGAAGUAAUACUAAAGAAACCUGAGGAGGAGAAACCAGAAGAAGUACCAGAAGUAGUUGAGGAAAUUAUUUUGAAAGAGAAACCAGAGAAACCUGUUGAAGAAGCUCCCGCCGAAGUUACGAUUAAGAAACCAGUUGUGGAGGAGAAAGUAGUGGAAGAAGAAGAGAUAGUGACUGAAGUAACCUUAAAGAAGAAACCCGAAGAGGUGAUUGAAGAAGCAGUUGUGAAAAAGCCAAAGAAAAAGAAACCUGCGAAAGAGGAAGAGGCUGCUGAAGUUACGAUCGAAAAGAAAGAAGAGGUGAUUGAAGAAGUUAAAGAAGAAGUAGUUAUAAAGAAGAAACCAAGAGAGAAACCGGUCCCUGAGGAAGUAGUAGAGGAAAUUACUUUGAAGAAAGAGAUGGUACCUGAGGAGAUAGUAGAAGAAAUUAAGAUACCUAAAAAGAAGAAGCCUGCCAAAGAAGAAGCCGCUGAUGAAGUUACCGUUAAGAAACCAGUUGUGGAAGAGAAGAAGGAAGAGGAAGUUCCUGAAAAGGUGACGAUAAAGAAAAAGAAACCAAAGGAGAAGCCUGUUCCAGAGGAAGUAAAGGAGGAAGUCACGUUGAAGAAACCAGUGACAAAGGAAGAGGAGAAGCUAUUUGAAGAAGUAACUGAGGAAGUAGAAAUCAAAAAGCCAAAAGAAAAGAAACCAGUCAAAGAAGAAGCUGCCGAUGAAGUUACUAUUAAAAAACCAGUGCCUGUGGAGAAGGAAGAAGAGGAAGUUGUAGAAGAAGUAACUUUGAAGAAGAGGAAACCGAAAGAGAAGCCUGUCCCUGAGGAAGUAAUCGAAGAAGUCAAAUUGAAACCGAUACCAAAGGAAGAAGAAAAAGCACCGGAAGACGUAACAGAAAAGGUAGAGAUUAAGAAACCAAAGAAGAAGAAACCUGCAGUGGAAGAGGCUGCUGAAGAAAUCACUAUCAUGAAACCAGUUCCUGUAGAAAAGGAAGAGGAAGAAAUUAUAGAAGAAGUAACGUUGAAGAAAAAGAAACCGAAAGAGAAACCGGUUCCAGAAGAAGUGACUGAAGAAGUCACGUUGAAACCAGUUCCAAAGGAAGAAGAGAAAGCACCAGAGGAAGUAACAGAAAAGGUAGAGAUUAAGAAACCAAAGAAGAAGAAACCUGCAGUGGAAGAGGCUGCCGAAGAAAUCACCAUUAAGAAACCAGUUCCUGUAGAAAAGGAAGAAGAGGAAAUUGUAGAGGAAGUAACUUUGAAGAAAAAGAAACCGAAAGAAAAACCAGUUCCUGAGGAAGUAACCGAAGAAGUUACUCUGAAACCAGUUCCAAAGGAAGAAGAAAAGGUGCCAGAGGAAGUAACAGAAAAGGUAGAGAUAAAGAAACCAAAGAAGAAGAAGCCUGCAGUGGAAGAGGCUGCCGAAGAAAUCACCAUUAAGAAACCAGUUCCCGUAGAAAAGGAAGAGGAGGAAAUUGUAGAAGAAGUGACGCUAAAGAAAAAGAAACCAAAAGAGAAACCUGUUCCUGAGGAAAUAACUGAAGAAGUUACUCUAAAACCAGUUCCAAAGGAAGAAGAAAAAGUUCUGGAAGAGGUGACAGAGAAAGUAGAGGUAAAGAAACCACUGAAGAAGAAGUCAGUGGUGGAAGAAGCCGCUGAUGAAGUCACUAUCAAGAAACCAGUUCCUGUAGAGAAAGAGGAGGAAGAGAUCGUAGAGGAAGUAACAUUAAAGAAGAAGAAACCGAAAGAAAAACCAGUCCCAGAAGAAGUGACUGAAGAGGUGACAUUGAAGAAACCAAUACCGAAAGAAGAAGAAAAGGCACCAGAGGAAGUAAGCGAGAAAAUAGAGGUGAAGAAACCGAAGAAAAAGAAGCCGGUAGUCGAGGAAGAAGCUGCAGAGGUGACCAUCAAGAAAUUAAUUCCUACAGAAGCCGAGGAAGCUCCCGAAGAGUUUACCAUCAAGAAGAAAAAGAAGCCAGAGAAGAAACCAACGCCGGUCACGGAAGAAGUCGAAGAGGCUGCGGUGACCAUAAAGAAAGCUCGCGCUCCUGAGGAACCUAAAGAAGAGGAAGAAGUCUCGACAGAGGUGCAAAUAAAGAAGAAGAAACCGGAGCGUAAAGUUGUGGAAGAGGCAGCUGAGGAAUUAACGAUUAAGAAGAUCGAAGAAGUGGAACAACCGGAAGAAGAGGAAGAGGUCCAAGAAUUCACGGUGAAGAGGAAACCUCCGAAGCUGCCUCCAAAACCUAUCGAGGAGAUCUACGAGGAUGUCACUCUUCGAAAGUUACGUCCGAAAAAGAAACCAAGGCCAGACAUCAAAGAGGUGACGGAAGUCGAGAACGUGACGUUCAGACCACGCUCUACGAAGACCAAGGAAGACGUGGAACAAGAAUUCAAAAUCUCUUUGAACACGUACGAGGAAGAGGACAUUUCUAUGUCCGGUAAAGUCAAACUGAAGCCGAAGAAACGACCGAUGACGUACUCUGAAGAGACUGGAGAAGAAACCAUUCGUAUCAUGCAAGAAGUCGAGGAUGACUCUGGGCCAAUUAUAGAAGAGAUCGUAGAAUCGGACGAGGAGGCUAGAGACGAGUAUAGCGUAGAAGAGUUAGAGACUGACGAGAUGAGGCUGCCGCUGAGAAGAAGAAAGAAGAAAGAGCCGAGGCCGUACAAAGUGGAAGACAUCGAGGAAGGUGACGUGAAAUUCAAACUGAAACGCGAGAGGAAAUACUCUGUAGAGGAGGCUGACGAAUCGUUGGCGCUGAAGUUGAAGAGCAGGAAAUCAAUUUCCACGUUCGAAGAAGAAGAGGCCUCGCUUAGUAUCACCAGGGAAGAAGAGAUUUCAGAGGAAGAAGAAAUCGAGUACGUUGUCCGCGAUGGCGACACAAUGUUCUCGAUUUGUUCAUACGUGGCAGAAACUGAUGAAGCUAUCAACCUCGUCGAAGGAGAAAGAGUUUACAUCAUCGACCACACGAAUCCAGAUUGGUGGUUCGUAAAGAAACACUUGACGGAAGAGAAAGGCUGGGUUCCAGCGCAAUAUCUUCUCAACGAAAUGCACUAUACCCUGUAUCUGCAGCGCAAAUUGCACGAGAAAAUCGACAAGUUGCCAGUAUUUGAAAAGUCAGCGCCCGGAGAGAAAACCUCAGCACCGAGGUUCGUCGAGAAAUUGCAGCCGAUUCACACGCCGGAUGGUUACACGAUUCAAUUCGAGUGUCAAGUGGAAGGUUUACCAAGGCCUCAGAUAACUUGGUUCCGACAGACAGCAAUCAUCAAACCAUCACCUGAUUUCCAAAUGUACUACGACGACGACAAUGUAGCAACUUUGAUCAUAAGGGAGGUAUUCCCGGAAGAUGCAGGCACCUUCACCUGUGUCGCCAAGAAUGCAGCUGGUUUCGCUUCAAGCACCACGGAAUUAGUCGUGGAAGCGCCUCUUUCUGAUCAUGGAUCAGAUCUGACUGGUCCGUCCAGAAAAAGUCUCUCAAGGGAAUCGUCUCUCGCCGACAUCCUGGAAGGAAUACCACCAACGUUCUCACGGAAACCGAAGGCGAAAUACGUCAACGAGGGUGAAGAUGUGAUAUUAGAGUGUCGAUUGGUGGCAGUACCAGAACCAGAGAUAACGUGGUACUACAAGGAUACGCAGGUUACGACCAAGGAGAACAUCGAGGUUGUCACUGAGAGCGAUAUGCACAUGUACUGCAGCGUAAUUAAAAUCACUAGAGUGCAGAAGAAGCAGGAAGGAAAGUACACUAUCGUUGCUAGAAACAGGGAAGGUGAAGCUACCAUAGAGAUUCCUAUGAAGGUGAAGACUGGCAAACACGAACCGCCAGAAAUUCUAGAGCCAUUACAGUCGUACGUGGUACGAGAAGGCGAAACCGUGGUAUUGUCGACUCAAAUCGUCGGGAACCCAGCUCCCAAAGUGACUUGGUACAAAAAUGGCAAACCAUUGAAGGGCUUGACCCCGAAACAAGAGGGUCACGUGAAUACGCUCACGCUGAUUCAACCUCAAGUAUCUGACACUGGAGAAUAUUCUGUGGUGGCUACCAACGAUCUUGGCACAGCCGAAACGAAAGCUACAUUGACGGUUGAAAUAAACUUGAAGCCUUCGCUGACCAUUAACUUCGAGCAACACGCGUACGAACACUACAGUGUGUCGAAGGAAAUACCCAGCGGAGCUCCAGAACCGCCACUCUUUACGGAACGGUUCCAAGAGCUCACUGUUCCACAGAAUGGCACCUUUAAAUUGGUGGCGAAGGUCACUGGAAACCCUGUCCCAGAAGUCACGUGGUUAAGAAACAACCAGCCCUUGGAAAAAUCACCGAAUAUCACGGAAACGUAUGAUGGCGAGAACAUCAUGUUGGAGAUCAGGAACGCGGAUUCGGAGGUAGACGCCGGCGAUUACAAAUGCAUCGCGAGUAAUCCAGUUGGAAAAGCGUCGCACGGUGCCAAAGUCACGGUGGACGUCGAGAAAGUAACAUUCACGAAAACUCUGGAGAAGGAAGUGGUCGUCGAUGAGUACAAGACCUUGGAACUGACCUGCGAGACAUCGCACACAGUCUCGACGAAAUGGUGGCACAACGACAAGGAGAUCAGUGGAAUGGAUCAUCGCGAGAUCAUUCACGAAGGACGGGUGCACAAGCUGGUGAUUAAGAAAACGAGUCCUACAGACGAAGGGACUUACAAGUGCACGGUGAAAAAUCAAUCGACAUCGAGCAAAGUCACCGUAAGAGCCACCAAACCAGAAUUCGUGAAGAAGUUACAAGAUUGCGAAGUAAAGGAGCGUGACGUCGCCAUUCUCGAAGUUGAAAUUACUUCUCAGACAGCGGAUGUUAAAUGGUUCAAGGACGGCGAACCUUUGGGACCAAGUAAAGAGAAAUUGGAAUUUGUUAAAGAUGGCACCGUUAGAAAACUGCUCAUUAGAAGUACAUCCGUCCACGACGAAGGUGAAUACACGUGCAGCCUUAUAGAUCAGAAAUGCGCAGCGGAAGUCACUGUCAUCGAACUACCACCGGAAAUCAUUACAAAGAUGCAAGACGUGACAAUAGCAAGAGGCGAGAGAGCAACGUUCGAGAUAGAACUAACGAAAGGAGACGCGCUGAUUCGAUGGUUCAAAGAUGGACAAGAGUUACAGUUUUCGGAGCACGUCCGGUUGUCGAUCGAUGGCAAGAGACAGAGGCUGAAGAUCUACGAUACGGAGCCGGAAGACGCCGGUGUCUAUUCAUGCGAGGUCGGUGAACAAAAAUCGUCGGCCAAGUUGACCGUGGAAGAACCUGGCGUGGACUUCGUCACUAGAUUACCAGACGUCACCCUUGUGCCAUUGAAUUCCGAUGCCGUUUUCGUUAUUGAAAUAUCACGCGAUGUUCCAGUUGUGUGGAUGAGGAAAACGGAGGUCAUUGAGGAGUCAUCGAAGUAUAGCAUCAUCGACGAAGGCACCGUGAAGAAACUGAUCGUGAAGAAAUGUACCACUAAAGAUAUCUCGGAAUAUUCAGCUACAGUAACGAAUGUGAAAACUUCGUCGAGAUUAAGAGUCGAAGUCAUCGAAACGGCACCAAAGAUUAGUCCAGACACGCCUAAGAAGUACAAAGUAAGAAAGGGCGAGGACGUCGAAAUAGUCGUGAAAUUCAGCGCAACACCGAAGCCGAGCGACGAAUGGACCGUGAAUGGAAAUGUGAUUGUAAAAUCGAAACGAGUUGUAUCAUCGAUCGAUGAAGAAUCCGCGGUAUUAACUAUCAGAAAGAUCCAAGAGGAAGAUGUUGGUGAUUACGCUUUGAAACUGGUGAACAACGUCGGAGAAGCUACUAUAGACAUCAGCGUCGUUAUCGUCCAAGUACCAAGCGCACCUGGAGCACCAGAACCAUUGGAAGUAACCGAGGACAGUGUUACGCUUCAUUGGAAGAAACCAGAUUCAGAUGGAAACUCGCCUAUCGUUGAGUACAUUCUAGAGUAUCAAGAAAAGACUGAAACUACGUGGACCGAGGUUACAGAGACGAUAACAGAAACAACACACAAAGUAACGAAACUGACCACGAAUAAAGAGUACACGUUCCGAGUAACAGCUGCAAACGAAGCUGGACCAGGUGAAACGUCACCAACUUCCCCAUACAUAAAGAUAACAAAACCAUCGGCUGCAGAGCCACCUGCUGUCUUAGAACCUUUGAAGAGCGUCAUCGUUGGCCUUGGAGAAACCGUCACCUUAUCUUGCGUCAUUGGAGGAACACCAACGCCGGAUAUUACUUGGUUGAGAAAUGAUGAAACUUUCGAGGACAGCAGCAUUACGUACGAAAAUCGCGUGGCGAAAUACACCAUCACGCAGACAACGGAAACGUCAUCGGCGACGUUCACAGUGAAGGCAAAGAACGAACGAGGAACAGCGGAAACAACGUGCGAAUUGAAGGUGCAAGAAGCGCCUAAGAUCACGUACGACGAAACUCUGGCAAGUCAGAAUCUUCCAGUGAACAGCCAAUGGAAGAUGGAGAUUCGGACAAGCGGCUUCCCGAAACCGGAAGUAACAUGGUCGAAGAACAACAAGAAGAUAGUCGACAAACGUGUAUCCAUCGAAGCGGAAGAGAAUACCUCUACGAUUUCUAUCUCUUCGCUCGUUAGAGAAGACACUGCUACUUAUACAGCUAAGGCAGCGAAUCAAGCAGGCACCUCUUCGGUUGACUUACAUCUUAGAGUCAUAGAUAAACCAAGCAAACCGCAAGGACCAGUUGUCGUCAAGGAGAUCAGGCAAGAUCGCGUCACCAUUGAAUGGCGGCCACCAGAAGAUGACGGUGGAAUCGAACUGGAAAAAUAUACGAUCGAGAAAUACGAAACGGGCAAGACUUGGGUGAAGGUGGUCGAUAUCGACAAAGAGGUGGAGAGCUUCUGCAUACACAAAUUGCAACAGAAUGCCGAAUACAAAUUCAGAAUCAUCGCCAGAAACGCUGUUGGAGCAUCAGAACCACUGGAAUCAGAUACGGUCAAGAUGAGAACUUCCUUCGAACCACCUGGACCGCCAAGAGGACCACUGGAAGUAUCGGGAAUGACGAAGACAUCUUUCACGAUAAAAUGGCAGCCUCCAGAAAACGACGGCGGAACACCGAUAAUAGAAUAUAUCGUUGAAAUGAAGGAAGAAUCGAAGAAGGCUUGGCAGAAGAUCGGCAGCGCAAAGCACGAAACGACACACUUCAGCGUAUCAGAUCUGAAAACAGAUGUACCAUAUAACUUCAGGAUAACAGCUAAGAACAGUGCUGGCACUGGUCCCCCGUACAUUGCUGAAGAGCCAAUCGCGGCAGGCAGACGAAUCAAAAUAACAAAGCUCGACGAGAGCACCAUGUACGCUCUGCUGGGAAUAUUUCCGCCGACGAAAGCGGUCAUCAGCAAAACACCACCAUCGUGUCCGCAAAAUGUUCAAGUGACGAAUGUCACUAGCAAGAGCGUAACACUCAGUUGGUCCCCACCAGCCAGCAAUGGAGGUACAGAGCUCACAGGAUACAUAAUCGAGAAGAGGCCGUUAAUUGGAAAAGGAGCAAGAUGGACAAAAGUCGUCACUCUGGACCCUACCACCCUUCAAUAUUGCAUAGAAAAUUUGAAAGAGAGCGAAUUCAUCUUCAGGAUCUUCGCGGAGAACAACAUGGGACUCAGUUUACCUACGAAUUCACCGCCAGUAACCCUAAUGACACAUGCCAACGUGCCGUCACCGCCAACAGCGCCGUUAGAAAUCAGGCAGAUCGCGGCGAACACUGUUGUGAUUUCGUGGGGCAGGCCGGAAUCGGAUGGCGGUGCCCCGUUGGAAGGUUACAGAAUUGCUAUGAGGGACACGAAGAAAACCAUGUGGAUGGAAGUAGCCAGAGUGAACGCCGAAACGCAGAAACUGAAUAUCAGGGAUUUGCAGGAGAACCACGAGUAUCUGGUCAGGAUCUUCGCCAGGAACGAAGUCGGCCUCAGCGAUCCUUUGGAGUCUGAUGAACCGGUCAAGAUCAUACCAGCUUCCGAAUUAGCCGUAGUGGAGCCAAUAGCAGAAGCCACCGAGAAGGGUGAAACCGCAUCGAUGAGCUUCAGCACGGAGAACACGAGUUCUUGGCUACGCGAGCACAACAUGGAUGCCGACAUCCAUUCGUACGCAAGAGCAAGGCUUCUCAGACAAGACGAAUACUUCUUCCGCAUUUGGCAUUACGCUAAGAAAAUGUUCAAAUAAGCAUUUCUACGAUUUAUUGGCUGAAGGAAAGCGAAGAUACCUUCGUUCUUUACCUUAGCGAGGACCAGAACAAUUUAAACGCGUUAGUAAAACAAGAAAAACGAAAGAGAGAUGAAAACAAUAUUGGAAAAAAAAAACAUCUUUGGUGAAACUUAAUUUCAUACCAAGAUUCUAUUCUAAUUUUUUAACGAAAUUUUUUUUUAUAGAUAUAAUACUUCUCUUCUUCUUCCAACUUUUUUUUUUUUUCAUUAUACCUGUGAAAUUUAUUAAAAAGCGAUUUCGUUCUGAUUAUUUUAACGAAAUUUCAACAAAAAAUUUUGUAUAAUAAUAUCUCGAAUAAUGUAAAUAAUCAUUUUCUUCUUCCACAAAUUUCUUUAUUUGUUAGAGAACAAUGUCAAAUACUUUUUAUAGAUGUGUUUGAUCUCUCACCGUCAAAGCAAUGAAAGAUUAAUGACUAUAUCGUUCCUCUCGUUUAGAAGCACACGUAUAGAGACUAGAUUUAAUCUAAGGAUCGAUACUGGAUGGGUGUAGAGUCUAGUCAGAGCGUAGUAGUAAUACUUUUUUUUUUUUUCAUCUUUUAACGGACCAAGACUUCCUCACGUAUACUUGGAAUCGAUAUAAACGAAAGAAGAAUCUUCGUAUUCUUCCAAUUCACGAAAAUAAUCGAUAAUGCUGCGUAAUUGCGUUGCUGAAAAUUCGUGAAUUCACUAAAAAGAAGCUGCUUUUUGAAGAAACCGAGGAACUUCAUCAGUAAUUUUUAUGAUACAUUUCCUCUUCUGAUCUUUGAAAGGAUUUUAAGCUAAAUUAUAACUAGCAUGAAUCAUAUCGUCAUAAAGAUUCACUGAUGACGUUUCUUCGUUUCUGAAUUAUUUAACAUCGAAUUUAUCCGAAAUUAUUUGUUAUAUAAUACGUAAUUAAUUGAAUUGUCAAAAUGAAUCGAACGUUGGAACGAAUUUUCAGCCCCGCGAAUACGUUGUAUUCGAAGAAGGGAAACAUCCUAACUUCCUCGAGAUAUUCCUUUCGGCGAAAGAGUGCAAGUAUUGUCAAAUAUUCGACGAGAGAAUUCGAAAAAAGAAAAACCCCCGAGACUCACGGAUCGUCGGAGAAUGUGAUAAACGAUCGGAAUCGAUCGAGUACCUUGUGUAAAGAAUGCGUUUUAGAAGCGAUUAAGUAUACUCGAGCCCCCUCUCCCCUAAUCCUAACCCAUCCUAUUGUCCGCCCCUUCGUUACUCCCACGCCACCCUUUGUAUUUAUAUUAUAACAGCGAACGGAAAGCAUCGUUCGGUUACUCACCCGAGUUUGCGAGGAUUACUUUUAGUAUUUAUUCGUAAUGUAUAAUAUUAUAUUUAAUUGUUACUCGUUACCAUUGCCGUUAUAAUAAUUAAUAAUAAUUGUUCAUAACGAGUCGGCGUCGGAGCCGAUUAUUCAUGCGACUGGUCAUUUAAGAAACUAGAGAAACGAAACGGGGAAAUGCCACGCGUGGUUGGUGUUGCGAGACGUAAUGAAAUAUAGGUGCAAGAACAACAGCAUAUUAUUCACCAACGACGGGUCGCAUACCUCGACGUUACAUUGUAAGACAUUUUGCGAAUUAAAUUAUUGAAGAUAAUAUAA
Molecule: messenger RNA, 58775 nt
Organism: Frieseomelitta varia
Lineage: Eukaryota; Metazoa; Arthropoda; Insecta; Hymenoptera; Apidae
Product: titin
Exons: 88
Coding region: 558-57164 (18868 amino acids)
Molecular function (GO): protein binding
Source: RefSeq, a predicted model, not a curated record